This is a messenger RNA of Xyrichtys novacula (pearly razorfish), 72595 nucleotides long. The record is from the annotation of a GenBank genome assembly. NCBI's taxonomy places the organism in Eukaryota, Metazoa, Chordata, Actinopteri, Labriformes, Labridae.
GGAUUUCGUGAGGAACAGAAGUGUCGGCGCGGAAGGAUUUCAAAACACGGUAGAGCUGAGGAUUACACGACUGGCAAAGAUGAGAAGGGCGUUUAUUUACCAAAUUUAUCGUGAAUUUAUGUGAAUUUAUCGUCAGACGUCUGAGGAUUUGCCUCUUCAGACUGUAGGACACAGAGGUGGAUAUAAGCAAGAAAAACACAGACUCGUCUUCCUCCUUCCACCUCCACAGGAUUGACGGCUGGCCUGACAUCAUUGGCUGCUCGUUGGGAAUGAAUCAUCGUCUCCAUCAGGGGGGGUUCAGGGAUGCUGUCACUGUCACUGCACCCUUAAAAUACAACAGACAACCCCACGCGAACACAGACCCACUCAGCCUCCUGAGUGUCUGUGGUAUUUGACAUCACGAAGCCGCUUAUUCUCAGGAGCCAGCAUGGAGGAAAUCCUGCGAAAGCUGCAGAAAGACGCGUCCGGCCACAAGCACAAAGCUAUCCGCGAUGCUUGCGUCUACGCCUGCGGUGAGUGUUCAGCAGCCCCCACCCGGAUCCUCGGCUACAGGAGGUGGGGGGAUCUGCGCCUGUGUUCACCUACUAGCCUUUAGGGACCAGAGAGCACCUAAACUAACCCCACAGGCCUGAAUGAUGAGGUAGAAAAAUGACAGGUAACCCGGACAUCUUAAGGAACAUAGGUGUUUCUCUAAAGUGAAGUCUUAUCCAUGGUAGUAAAGCCCAAAGAGGUAGUUAGGUGGAGGGGAUUUCCACCUCCAUGUGCAGGUGUGAUACUACAUCAACCAAGACAGGAAUAAAAGCUGUACCUGUUGUGUUAAAGGCAGCAAUGUAUGCACAGCUGAAAAUGAAACCUCGCCAUAUUAAUAUCAGUUCCUCUUUGUUCUUUGGAGAUAUCAUCUUUCACCAAAUCUCAACUUGCAACCAAAGUAUUGUUACAAGUUAUAGAAAUGCACAGUCAUGACACCACUUUAACAAUAAUACUGACUUGUUGUGUCUGUGAAAAAGCCUGAAAGUGCAGUGAUUUUCAUCCAGCUCAUGUGAAUUCAAACCUUCUCUAAAUAAGCGGACAUCAUGGCUUAGCUUCAUGUAUAUCUGGAGUUGAGGGAAAUCUGUUGUAAUGUCCUUUAAGUUGUCAGCAUCUUUUAAGUUUAGUUGAGGACUGUCAAUAAUGAGCAAGUUUAGGAAUAUUAUGGUCACACUCAGUCAAACAAAUAUGUCAUGUAUUGAGUUUUGAAGUUGUGUACUUAAUUUGGAUAGCUGAAAGUUAUGUAGGCCUACUAUGGUCUUGUUUAGCUUAAUAAUAUAUCAUACAGAACUAACAUCUCAUAGUCAAGUCAUAGGCAAGGUAUAGUAAAUCAAGUUAAAUAAGCUCACAUAAUAUUGGAUAUAAGUAUGAAACAGGUAAAUGUCUGAAGUAUAACAAGAUGUUUAAAAAGGGGUCGGAGCUUAUGGAUUGCAUUCAGCUGGUUUGGUAUUUCUCAGUUAGUAUACGAUCAUGCCCAACAACCUUUCUAUAUUUCAAGGCAUGUUUAAAGUGGAAUUAAAUACUCUUUUAAAAAACGACAUUAUAGGUAAUUUACAAGAAAAGAAAACAUUAAUAUCAGCAAAUUAUCAAUGUACUGAAAUUUGUGCUGACUUACUUUUCCCCUUGUAGUCACUAAUGUUAAAAGGAGAUCACAGUAAUGUGGCUCAUAGGAUCUUUCCACGUAGACAAAGAAAUGUCUUUUAAGGAAAUUGAGUUUCAGACUUUGAAUCGAAGCUCUUGCAUAACUCGCCACUGACUGUCUGCUCAGUCUCAGACAUUUUCUCCUCACCAUGCAGCACUCGAAGCACAACAUGAAACUGGUUAGAAACACUCCAAAGAAAAUGUAUUAAAGCUCUCUCGCAAAAAAACAAAAAAACUGUUCCACUGACGUCAGAGGUACUAUAAUUAGUCUUAAUGAUGGGUAAGAUGGGCCUGUCUGACCUUUGGGUGGCAGGUGAAACUCAGCAGAUAGAAAGCAAGUGCUGAUUGUGCUGAUGAAGGGACAGUUGUGUUACCCUUCAAACACACAAACACACUGAAUUAAUGCACAUACACUUCUCCAAGGACAUGUUCAAACCUAAUAGGGCAUGAACAAAGCGCACUGCAGACCUUAGAGCAAUGUAAGUGCGUAAUUCUAACAAGACAAAACGUGGAGGCCACAGUCAUGACCUAUUAAAUACAGACAGCUUCUUGAGCAAUAUAUUUUAGUGAUUGUUAUUGUGAAGGGUAAACAGGCGUCUUAGACUUUAUUUAACACUUUAGGUUUAAUACAUGCAUUUUGGGAGACACACCCAGCACAUCAAUCAACAUGCAGCACAUAUUUGCCUUCAUAAAUAAGGGAAGCCAGUCAUCCUUUUUGAACAACACCUUGAGUACACAAACAGAUAUAGGACUCAUAAAAAAUAAAAUAUAGUGCAAGCAAGCAAGAGUAAAGCUAGUUUACACGAAACCUUGGAACACAACACAACCACUUGUGAAGAGUUGCAAGAGAACACAAUUGCAUUUGUUAGAGCGCAAUUUACGAUGGGGCACUUGUAUCGUCUGGUUUCCCUCAUUUAGUGAAUCCGCCCCCUGCAGGUUGUGAAAAAGAAUGCAGGUUUAAUGUACUUCUACUUUGGUUUCACAUUUAAACUGAAAAACUAUACCGUUUCAAUUUUAGUCUGUUCAUGGGAUGAGUCGUCCUGCAUUAACAUUGUAUGACAAGCAUUUCCUUUCGCUCUAUGAGCACCUUUAUGAGGUUAACCAUAUAUUAGAGUCACAGCCGUAGGAUUUAAGAGCCAUUGUAUCAGAAAAUCAAACACUUUUCAAUUUGUUUGGUCAUUGUAACUCAGCAGAUCUGCCAAGAUGUGUAUUCUUAACCACAUUGCCUCCCUUUUCUUCAUAUCCUCAAAAUACAGAUACCCUUGAGGCUCAAAAUGGAUCAACCAAGAUUUCCCCAUCACAGCUUCGGUAAGUGAGAAUUACAUCUUACUGCCUCCGUCUUAUUUCUGUUCACCUUAAAUCAAAGCUUUAGUUACAAGAGGUCAAAAAUUGUCACACAGAAAUUCUAAAACUUCAAGAACUCUCACAACAAAUACAAGAUAGACCAAUGCUUAUCGUUCAGGGAUAAAAACACUGUGUCCAUUAAGUCUAACAUGUGAAGUAGGAGAGGGUUUGUUGAGACAUCUUAAAUGAUUAAAUUCAGAGGUUGGCCAAAUUAGCUGUGUCUGUUUCACAUACAGCCUGUGAGUUCACUGUGUGGGAAUAGAUAACUAAAUAUUGAAAGUCAGACUGUGUCCCAUCCACAGUGUAUUUGAUUUGAAUUCAUUUGAAUGUUGUAAUGAUCCUUUCGAUGAUAAUGUAAAUAUUUAACUUACCAGUGAGCUAGAACAGUGAGUCUUUGAGCAAGACUAAAACAUUACUUGAACUAAACAUAAUUUAAACAUGUCUAAUUGAACUGCCUUGUAAAUACUGUCAGUUUUGUGAAGACUAAAACAGUUUAGGCCUAUGAAAGACCCACUCUAAAGGAAAUCAUUGUCUAGUUGUUCAUAUGGCAUUUUUCAGGACAUAUCCUGAGAAAACUAUGUGCGUGAUUGCAUUUCUGAGUAUUUCUGCAUUGAAAUUUCUGUGAACCUCUGGCAGACCCAAACAGAAGGUUCAGACACAGUGAGAUUUCCUACGUCACAACUCAAAGCUCCACCCAGCUAUGCAGACCACACUCGGAGAAGUAGAGAGGACAAGUCUGUUCGUUAGUGGAUUAAAACGCUUGUAAGAAAGCUAAUAAUGAUAUGAACUUUUAUCAUGUCACUAAAGACAUUUGUGUCUGAGAGCUGAAUAGCUCCUAUGUUACCUGCCACUUCUACCUCACUGGCAAUGUUAGGCUGCAAGCUAGCAUGAGGGUGCAGGGGGAGCAGAGCAGCGCUGUCUCCGCCCACGACUCAGAGGCGAGUUUCUAAUGAUGAACUGGAGCUCUGCAGAGAAAAAGCCCUUGAAAAUGACACGGGUAAAGUGAUUUCGGCUAAAAACUUCAUAAUCACAAUUUAAAGACCACUGAACACUUUAAGACAUAGUAAAAAAAAAUUAUAGGAGUGGGACUUUAAAGAAUAGUAAUAUAAUAAAUAAUAAAGAAGUGUUACUAUCUUUAUCUUUUCCCAAACCUUUGAAAACCUACUUGGAUCCUUUUUAUCUCCCUUCUUCAAAGCAAUAAAGUAUCUGUUAUUUUGAUGUUUGAUAGUGAUGAAAUACACUGACGCUUCUGAAAAACAAAAAAAAAAAACUCUCAUAAUUUCAACCGAAGCUGCCAUGAGGAAAGAAAAGUGAUAGAGGAGGUGGUGAAUGAUCUGGAUAGAGAUAAAGUGAAGAGUGAGCAAGCUGGGAAAGAAAACAAAACUGAAAAAUGAGAGGUUGUUUCCUGAUUGUGUCACAGCGCUUACACUCUUGAGGACUUAUGACCAUUCUAAACCUCUGCGACUCAUCUCUGUGAUGCCCACUGUCACGUUUACCACCACUAGCUCUCCUCAAGACCCUGACGCUUUGUUGAGUCCUUGAGCAUCAAAUGAAGACAUGUAUUAUGUUUAUGUUAGACAGAAUAAGGGCAGAGGACAGAGACAGCUCUAUCAUCAUCUAUGUUCGAAGCCUACAAAAGAACUACUUUAGUGAGAAUAUUUAACCAUAUGGAGAUUUUUCAUGAAAGAAAAAGACGUGUUAUGCCUUUCAUUAUUUUUGGCAGUAUGUCAAACACUGAAUACUUUGUUCAGUGAUUCUUUCUGUACCAGUUCUGUGUGUAUUUUGGGAAUAGUAAUAAUAAUUUGAAUGAAAAAAAUCAUAAUUGGGGUAUCUAGGAGUUCAUUUUUUAUUGCCAUGGUAACAAAAAUUUUGUUACAAUUUUGUUUUUUGUUACAAAAAAAAAUGAUAUUCAAUAUCUAUUUAAAAUAGAUAUUGAAUAUCAAUUUUUUUUGUAGUUUUUGUAUCAAAACAAAAAUUCUACAAUCAUGACAAUCCUCCUGCCUUGCCCUACCCUCCACUGUGAUUGGCUGGAAAAGCCAUCUCACCAAAACUGGACUUUAAUAAAGAUAGUUUUCUUGUCUCAUCUGAAACAGAACGGUCAAUAUGGUCUUCAUAAUAAGCACUAACAAUGAUAAUUACCUAAAGAGGAAGUUCAAUGUAGAUAUUAAUGAAAUACUAUUUAGCUGUUCACGGUGACUGUCAUCCAAAAGCUUUGGACUACAGCCAUCCUUUUUGUAUAGAAAGUACUUACAUUGUACAAACAGACGUACUGUUUUUGCCUGUUCCAUUAGGGAAAUAUUUCUAUGGCCAUCUGGUAUGAUGAUAUUUUCUGUUUUCUAAGUUUAAAUUUGUGGAUUGAGUGGAGAGCUGCUGCUGCUGGUGGUGGUGGUGGCCGUAAAAUUGUGGUGCUAUAAAUUCUAGAUGCUGUUUCAGCUCAUUUUGCUAUGAAUAAUUCACUCAAUAAGCUCUAUUGUUUUAUUAGAGAUUAUUUGAUUAAAUAUUGAUGGUAAUGUCUUUGUAAUGUAGUGCCAUGACUCUCAGUCCACUUUGCCCCUCUCAAUCCAAAGUAAGAAUUUCAGAUAUUUCAGUUAUUGGUAAUUGGUGCGAAAAGUAUAGCACCAAUAUUUUACCCCCUUUUUUUCAUAUUUCUUUGUCUUCUAGGGUCAAAUAUUGUAAUGUGCGUUGUUUUCUUUGUAGCCUUUUAUUAGUUGUACUCAGCAUGCUCAUAUAUAGUGUCUGAAUUUAUCGAAACCCUGAGGAACUGUGUGGUUUUGUGCCAGCUGUGGUCUCUUGCAGCCUCUUUGAACCAGUGAUGUUGUGACAGCUCAGAGUAGCCUAGGAGCUCAGAGAUAAAACCCGGUAGCCUGCUAUCAGCAGCAGAGCGCGCUGACUCACCCGACUACAAAUAAUGAGGAGGAAAUGGAGAGGGAGUGAGUGUACAGUGGAACACAAGACAAAGAAAGACUGAAGAAAUAGAAGAAAGAGAAAAUAGCUCUGUGAUUCAAACACAGUAGCAGGGUUAUGUAACUGAUUCUGUCCUACACUGCUGUGUGUAGUUUGAAGACAGAAAGGAAGUGGAAACUUAAACUUCUAUUUUUAUCUGAAAACUUAUUUUUAUUAUUAGAGAGCCAUAAAUAGCUGUCCUUAAGCCUGAGGUAACAAAAAUGCUAGUUCGUUUAGCGUUUGUUGUGCAGAAACAGCAUCAGAUUAUUUCCUCUUUUUUUUAAACAAAACACCAAGAUGCCCAUCUUGUGAAACAAUACCAUCCAUCCAUCCACAAUAUUCUGUUUGUGAUAAAGCCAAAGAGAGAAGAGUGCUUAUGACACCGUUUUGUUUUUUUUUUCUUUUUCUUUUUUCUUUUGGCUACUUUUAUUUGCCUUUUUCACAGCCUUACACACAGUUCACUUUAUGUCUGGUUGUGAAAAACGGGCCUGUGUGGAAAGCUCUGGGAAAGUUAUAGGACAGAGACAGCUUAAGUACACCUGAAUCUAAAGAAGUGUUUGAUGCAUUAGUGCUCCCAAAAGAUGCUUAAGCUCUUACAUUGACAUCAUUUACACACUUUUUUGUUGUCUUUAUUACCCGCAGAGCAGGUGUGGAUGCAUUCAGGCAACACAUACACAGGCUGUAGAAAUUACUGGUAGAGAGCAUCCAUCAGUUUUUCCUGAGUAGAUGGCAAUGCUUUAAAAAAAAAAAAAGCUGAAAUGCUCUGCAAGUACACUCAGAUAUUGAAACUCUGGGAGUGCAUUCUCAACUGUUUCUUUGUCAUCUGAUGCUGCCAUGACCAUAGACUUCUAUUAAAGACUGUACAUAGAAUGGACGCUGUCUGCCUCCUUGCUGGGUGAAGCCACCGCAAGAACAGCACCCUCUGGUGACGGGCUGCAUUAAAGGUCAUAAAUCCCGCCUCCUCCGGCAAUCCCUAUGGAGCUGUGGACAAACUUUAGAAAUUUACCACACAGAAUAUAAAAUUUUCUCCCCCCUGCUUGCCAUGUUGACAUGUAGUUAUUGUAGGACUGGUUUGAGCUCAAGUGCUCUUUUUUCUGUGCAGCUCCAUUUUUAAACGUUAUUAGGGGGUUCAUGUUUUCUAUGAUUGACACUUGAUACAGCCUAUGGGCGUACGAAGACUGCGUAGCUCACCUGGGUGAUGCGCUGUUUGAGCUGAGCGUCAUCACAGCGACUCUCCCGAAUGUGUACAAUGCUACUGCGCAAUGUUGGUGUCAGGAAGUGGAGAAAAAAUCGUGAAAUACCGAGAGCUUUUUUGCUUCAAAUCCAUAUACUAGCGGAGGGUGAAGCCAAGUUGUCCAUAGUAUACAGUCUAUGGCCUCUAUUCAGAUACAGAGACAUAAUGACAUCCAAUCAGAGAGUCUAAGGCUACAUUCGUACUGCGGGUUAUGAUGCACAAUUCUGAUUUUUAUUUAAAUCCGGUCUUUUUGUGCGGUCGUUCACAUCACAACAACGAAUGCGACCAGACCCACAUGCACACAAAGCACAAAUUGCUUUCCAUGCCCGAUUGUGUUGUUGAACAAUGUUGACGUUUGUCGCAUAUUAAUGACGUAUAGGUCGGAUGAACGCGCCUGAGCGUCCACACUGCAGUCACAUCGGAUACAUAUCCGAUUUAUAUCCACAUACAAAAGAGGCCUGGGUUGGAUUUGAAAAAAUCAGAAUUGCACUGUUCACACUUGCAUGAAUAUGUGUCACAUAUGGUUAAAAAAUCUGAAUUGACCUGCAGUGUGAAUAUAGCCGAAGGCAGAUCUGCCGUUGAAAAAGGAUAUUGAGAUUCAUUUUCUUCACUGCAUCGGUUUGAGCAGUCUCCUAUGCGUACGUGUUUUCAACUGUUUGGUCAGGUACUGUUAUCUUAGGUUGGCUUUAUGCUUGUUUUGCCCUUGUUUCUGCAGUUUCCAGUGUUGUAAAAGUCUGAAACAUCAUAAGCUUGUUAUCACUGGUUCACAGCCCGUGCUUGGCACUUGCAGCCUGAAGACACCAAUGCUGAACGACUGCAUCUCAAGACCCAUAAUAGUCAGCAGUGACAUUUCUCUGUGACUAUGGAGGUCAAAGCAGAAUACGCCUCACUAAGUUUUGGUGUUUUUGAACUGUUUUCAGUUCAACAAAGCAGCUAUACUCACGUCUAUUUAUUGCUUAUCUUUUAUCUUCUCUUGUCAUUAUUAUUAGAAACAGCCUUCAUGUUUUAAAUAGUCUGCAUUGUUCAACCAUAUUUACAAAACAUUGCAGGGUUCACUUUGAUUUCUCCCAGCCUUGAAAAAAGAUUUGAUUCUGACUGAUUAACAAAAGAGCUUCAGUGGAGCAUGGUGUCCCUUUCAACAGCAGAGCGAGGGAAGAUAAGACAUGAGACACAGAUACAGACUUCCUUCUCUACCAGCCUCCCUGCAGGAUCAAUACAAAAAACUCGAUGGGAGAAGUUCUUUGUGUCUCUGACGAAAUGUGAAAACGGAGGAGAGAAGAUUACUUAAGUUGUUUCACCCAUGUUCUAAAUUUAAAAUAUGUGAAGUUCAGCUGUUAGCAGGAGGAAAAGAAGGAAUAGGGACUGGAGUUCAUGACUGAGGUCAAGUCUGAGGCCUUUUCAUAUUCAGUAGAUCUGUUUUUCCCUCAGUCCUGCAAAGCCUUACCUUGUUACUGGUUAAUUGCAUCUCAGAGGAUGGAUGAUAGAUGGAUUUUUUCUAUCCAUCCACCCAUCCAUCUGUCUGUCCGUCAAUCCAGCCAUCCAGCCCCUCUCUGUUAUUGUCAUGAAAGACACAUGGUUCAUUAGGUUGUGUUUUAUCACUGAAUACAGUUAACCUUUUCUUUUCGCAGUAAAGCUCAGAAAAAAUAACACUUCAUUAAAGAAAAAAUCUUAGACUGUAUAAACUAUAGACAACUUGGUUCCGCCUUCCACCAGUUUAUGGAUUUGAAGCCAAAAAGCUCUCUGUUAUUUCGCGUUUUUUCAUUGUGCAGUAGUGUUGUACGCAUUUGGCAGGAGAGUCGCUGAGAGUCGCUGUGAUGACGCUUGGCUCAAACAGCGUAUCCCCCGGAUGAGCUACGCAAUCUUCGUACGCCCAUAGACUGUGUCAAGUGUCAAUCAUAGAAAACAUGAACCCCCUAAUAACUUUAAAAAACGGAGCUGUACAGAAAAAAGAGGACUUGAGCACAAACCAGUCUGACAGUAACUACAAGUCAACAUCACAAGCAGGGGGAAAAAAUGUAUAUUCUGUGUAAUAAAUUUCUAAAGUUAGUCCACAGCUCCAUAGGAAUUGCUGGAGGAGGUGGAAUUUAUGACCUUGAAUGCAGCCUGUCACCAGAGGGUGCUGUUCUCGCAGUGGCUUCACCCAGUGAGGAAGCAGACAGUGUCCAUUCUAUAUACAGUCUUUGAGAAAAACUCAAGCUUUUGGUUAAAUUAUCAAUGAUUAUAAUUUUUACUACUUACUUUGACUGGAGGGAGCACUUUUAAAGAAAAAGGACAAGCGUUACAUUAUAAAUACAGGAAAAAACUAAAGUUGAUUUUCACACGCCCAAAAACACCAGAGAUUGGACUUCUUUGUUAAGCAUUUUGACUCUUGACUCUUGGGAAACUGACUCUCUUAGGGGCCAGUCUCAGUGUUUCCUAUCUGUAAAUCGCUGCCAGGGAAAUGGAUAUUAAAUGAAACUGCAAUGAAACACUGAUGGUAUCAAAGUUGUUAUAGCAGGCCUCUGUUUCUGUGUUUCCAGGGAGCGUUGCCUGCUGCCUCUACAGAUGGCUCUUGAGUCUAGAAACACCAAACUGGGACAGACAGCUUUGACUGGGAUGCAGGUAAUACAAUCCACGGUUUUCCUGCUCUCCUAUUUUUUCUUUAUCUUAUUUUUCUCUGUCUUUCCUCACGUGUUUUGCAUGAACUAACAGUUUGGAAUUUGAUUAAAGUAAGAAACAACAAUCUACCCUCACAGUGAAGGUGAACUUUUCAUCUUUGUUCACUCUAGUUCUCUGUAAAGUUUUGCUCUGCAGACAUGUUUACUUUUGUGGGUACAUUUGUUGAAUAAAACCUGAUCUUUUGAAGGUGCAGUGUGUAGAAAUAAGUGGACAUUAACAGAAAAGACUUUAUAUAAAGUGGAUAUCAUAUAUUAGUUAACUUUGAGUAAUCCUUUUAUAUUAAAGAGCAGGAAGGCCACCAUCUUACACAUCAAGUAUCAUGUGUCUGCUACCCUCACCUCUGCUUUUCUCCCCGUUCAGAAGCUCCUGUGUGAGGACAGGUUUGUGGGCGGAGUCAGCAUGGAGGUGGAGGUCCUGGAGAAGCAGCUGCUCAGCCAGAUGUUGGAGGCCAUUAGAAUAACCCCGUCCCUCCAUGAAGACCUGCAGGUUGAAGUCAUGAAGGUAAGACCUGGUGAUGUACAAACUCAGGUUUUUGCCCCCACACUGAUGCUCCAUGUUCCUUUAUGUCUGCACUCGAGGUUUGCACAAUUUUGCAAAGCACACACCGUUAUUGAGCAAAACUCUACAUUAAUUAAGCGCAGUGCUGGAAACAGGCUUGACUGCAGAAAUGAUGAGCAUGAAGACAAAUUUUACUCUCAUUUCAGAUUCUGUGGUCAUGGUUUUCAGACAGUCCAGCCUCUUCAGAUUUCUUUACCCCAUUUGCUUUUUACCUUUACAACCAUUUUUUUGUGUUUAGCUCAAUAGACUCAUUUAGUCAAAGAGCUUAAGUUUCAUCUACCAGAUUUUUUUUUCCUGAACUGCUGUUAUUUCCAUUCGAAGAGAGCAAAGAGCAAAGCACAGCGUCUUUGAGUCUGUGAAAAGCGCUUAACAAAUAAAAUGUAUUAUUAUUAUUAUUAUUAUUAUUAUUAUUAUUAUUAUAAAGAUGGAGUAGCACAGUCAUCACCAGAGUAGUUCAUUUUAAAGAGGAAGUAUAAACUGUGUUUGUGUCCCCCCUCCCCUUUUUGUGCAGGUCCUGCUGUGCAUCACCUACUCACCAAACUUUGACAUAAACGGAGACUCCAUCCUGAGGAUUGCUGAGGUAGGAUGGCCUGAGUUUGUUUGAUACACAUGAGCUUCAUCAUCACUUUUGAGAUUUUACUGCAAUUACUUUUACUGCAACAGCUGCAAUCAAACCGACCUUUAGAUUUCUUCAAAUGACCAAAGCUGUUUUCAUUGAAAUUGAACAAAUCCAUGUCAUCCCAAAGACAGACAGCAUUGCUCCUCUUUGUUAACUGUCAGCAGAACAAGCAGUACACUGAGCUGGUCUAUUUUUAAAGGUGAUGCUUCGCUUCUACCUCCCUCACUCAAAGGCUUUAUCUCAUGCUGUAAUCUCAUCAAUUAUUUAGAAGUUGAGAUGAGUGGUCCUCACGCACAACUCACAACUGCACACAAACAUAAAACAUAUAAAUCUUCUGAUUUUACAACGUUUGUACAAAAAUUUCAAGGGUUCAUGUUUAUCCAUAACAUAUCGAAAUGUGCUAUCAUAGUACAUCUCUAAUAAAUGAAGAUAUUUAUAGUUAUACAUAGUCUCUUGAAGCAAAGCUUAUGGGCUUUCUUUGUCAGAAUUAAAGUCAGAUUUUAAAUCAAUUAUUGGUAUUAUGAAUUGACCCUAAAGGCAGUUGAUAAACAGGUGAUAUACAAUACCUCCCUUUUGCUCAGGUGCCUUCUGAAUUUGUCUAGCUGUGUGUGAGUUUUGACUGUAACAAGGCUUUUAUUUGUGAUAUUUUUCAAGCUUUACACAAAGCUCCUGGAAUUAACUGUAGGGGCAGGAAAAAAAGGGCUGGGCAGAGCUGUAGGGUUUGGGGGGAAGUUUGGUUGGGCUAUUAUAUUUGUAUUUUAAUCAUUUUGUAGAAUAUGUGGAUGACUUUUAUGAAUCUCUUCAUUAGGACACAUAUAUCCAUACAAACAUUAUCUGGCAAUCACAGAAGAACCCAGCUGGAGUCUUCUGUGAAGGAAAUCUGUGCACUAAAAAUGUGGCCUUUGCUGUUAUUGUUUUGACCUGCUAUCUAACCAAUAAGCACCAACCCCUGUGGCUCCAAAGAUAAAACCCAAACUCGCAUUUUGCCAGGCAUUAUUCAAGGAUUGUUUUUCUGUAACAUAGCUCCCCUCAGCAGCAGCAGCAGCAGCAGAAGCUCCUGCGCCCAGGUGAUUGCUGACGUCCAUUAACAGCUCAUAAAAACCUGGUCAACAUGUUGUGUUAAUGGGCUGUGUGCCGCCAGGAACGGCCAUCUGGUGCGAGUGUGUUUCUGUUUGUGUUGGGUCAUAACUCAGGGUGGCUUGAGAGGCUGUCAACAACACUCCAUUAUCUGUAACAUCCCGUUCGAACAGUGAGGCUCAGUUCAGGUUCUUAAUGCAAGGAUUGGCAGCUUUGAAGGGAUUUAUUCAGUUUCAGCCACCAAGAGCUGGGAGUUAACACUUUAUCUUUGCAACACAAUCAUAUCUCUUCCAACAUUCAAUUUGACUUUCGACUGAGGAAACAGUUUCCGUCACCUUGAGUCAAUUUCAACUGAUUUCUGUUUCUUUCAGACCCCAAGUUGAAUGGCUUUAGGUGUAUGCCAUAUCUCCAACUAUUGCUCAACAGGUGGUGCAUGUUAUUGUUCAAUUGCAGCCAACAUGUCAAAGUGUUCGAAGAAGUAAUUCUGAACCCCAGACAGAUUCAAAAUGCUGCAACAAGAGACUGUUUGGUUUCAGUGGCUCCUUCCUCCAUGCAUGAUACCUGUGGGGAGUGUAGGCUGUCUUUUAACUCACUUGUUUUGAUCAUAUGGAAGCUAGGAGGAGUGCAAACAUUAGCAUGAUUGGGGGUGUGGCAAGUGGACUCACACAAAGGAGGCUAAGGAUCUGUAGAUUGGUAGAAAGUUAGUAGGAGAGAGCAUUUCAAACAUGUCAAUCCCCAUUGUUGGGCUACUUAGCACCUCUUCAGAAACCAGUGGGAGACAUCACUGAGAUGAUGUCAGUAAUUUUUAAAAUGUCACUCCCGAGUGAAUAUGAAAACACAUUUGAUUCUUUGGACAGUCAAACAUCACCUUUUCUAACUAGCUUUGUCACUUUUCUCCCUGAAGUACUUUGAUUAAAACUCAAAGAGAACUGUUUGCAAUUCAUGUUAUAUAAUACUGGAUAUACCUGCCACAUGUAAGGUAUUAAGCCUCAAUCAUAUUUAAGUUCACUAAACUGCAGUUAUGCCUAAAAAGCUUGAAAAGAUGUGAGAUCAAAACUGAGAAACUGUUGAAAGUGUUGGGGCUGGAAGAAGCUUUUAUUUUGGAGGGCAGCUCCUUACAGUCUUGCCAUUUCAUGCCCAGACUCAAUUGCAGCUGGAUGGGAUAAUAGUGCAGGAUGUAUUGAUCUGUCAUUGAUUAGGCACAGGUGGUGGAAACCAUCCCUGAGGCUGCUGAGACUUAACUGUGAAUACAAUUAGCCGAGAUGCUCUCUAUUAGGAGCUGUAUAAACUGGUUUCCUCUCAGCUUCUUUAGCCUCACAGGACAGAGGAGAACUUUGGGGUCCUUUCCCUGAAAUCAUCUACCUUUGCAGAAGGAAAUAAUUCCAUCUAGAAACUGUGUCAUAAGUUUUGGUUGAAUGAGGACCUACCUUUAAAGCCUACCAUAGAACAAGCUUGCCAGCGCAUAUUAAUUUUACAUUUUUUACAUGCCGUAGAGCCAUUUUUGUAUAAUUUUAAUUUGCCACACACCAAUACAACCCUUACAUCCCAAAUUUUAAUAAUAUGUUUGUCCUGAUUAACUGAAUGAAUUGCAAAAAGUGUAAUUAACCACCAAGAAAAUACAUAUUUUUUUACACAUAUUUUCCCAAAUACAGAAAUGUCAUAGCUGUAUCCCUCAAAAAUUCUAAUUUAAAAAAGUUGCACAAAAUAAUUUCAAAACCCAGGAAACAUAUUUGGAGUGUGUCCAUUACUUCAUUCACUGCUUUUAAAUUUCUUUUUAAGAUCAUUUUUAUAGACUUGCUUUUAUGUGAUGUCGUCUUCUUUUUACUCUUAUUAUUCAUGGUUUAUUGUCUCUUACUUCUCUUACUGUUUUAAUAUUUGUAUCACUUAAGCUUCCUCUGACUUACUUCUUCACAUUUAUUUUUCAGUUCCAAUUUUACAUCUCUUCAUGUUAAUAGUUCUCUAAACUUCAGUCCCCUUGGUCUCAGGUUUUUGUGGUUGGUUUCCUGUGUUGGCCGGGUAUCACAGGUUCUUAUGUCCUUAAUAUCUUUGUUUUAAUGAUGUCUCAGCUCAUGUGACACUUGUCAAAGCGAAGCAAAGGAAUGUCUUCCUCGUAUUUUCAUUUUAUUUCUACUCUUUAUUGCCGAUAGUGUCUCAUUAGGACAUGUAGUCUGGGUUUUAGUCUUGUCUAGGCUCUUUCCCCCCUGAGUAGUCGUUGUUAUUCUGUUUUUAUCUUUCUUUGUUUUCCUGCAUGUCAAAGCACUUUGUAAACAUUUGUUUUUAAAAGUGCUAUAUAAAUAAGUUUUUAUAAUUUUUGACAACACUUAAAAAGUGUUUUUAAGUGUUUUAAGUUGUUUACUCAGGUGCCCAGGAGCACACAUAUAUGGAGACAUAUAAAACAAUAACAAGUGCAAUAAACAAAAAAAAAAUAUAUAAAAAUUUUUACUGUGCUGAAAGUUGAGAACAAAUGAACAGAAAUUCCACCAAUUUUUUUUAUCAAGAUACAAAACAGUAUUAUGCUUCCCCCAACAUCCAAUUUGACUUUCGGCUGAGGAAACAGUUUCUGUCACCUUGAGUCAGUUUCAACUGAUUCCUGUUUCUUUCAGACCCCAAGUUGAAAGGCUUUAGGUGUAUGCCAUAUCUCCAACUAUUGCUCAACAGGUGGUGCAUGUCAUUAUUUGAUUGCAGUCAACAUGUCAAAGUGUUCGAAGAAGUAAUACUGAAUACCAGACAGAUUCAGAAUGCUACAACUUUUGUGUGUAGCAGGCAGAGUCAAAAAUCCUUUUCGAUUGGAGCAGUGUAGUUGUGAUAGGCCUUGUGACAGUUCCUGUCCACGAUCACGCACAGAGCCACUUUACAUGCCUCACACAUGAAGGGAGUGCACCUCCCACACAGCUUGCACGUCUUGCGCCCCUUUGUAGCUUUGUUUGGGCCUGAUGCCCCCUUACAAAUGGCAACAGGGAUGUGCUGAUAGUCCUCUGGGACUGGUUGUGAAGGUACUCCACACAGCUCAGCUGUCAGCUGCUCCUGAAAGGCCUGCUGUAUCAUGGGCUUCUGCUCCCGUCUGCCACACAGCUCCUUGUGCACCAAAUAGCUGUUUGUUACAGCAAUGUCGACAAAGUGUUGCAGCACUGUCAAAUACCACUUCCUGCUCCUUGUCCAUAAGGAUUGGGAGCCGAUCAGCUGGUCAGACAGGUCAGCUCCCCCCAUGAAGCGGUUGUAGUCCUUCACAGCUGACGGAGCUGGCACUCUGAUUGUCCUGUAUUUUCCACCAACCUUGGUGUUUCUUUUUACAGUUUCCCCUGAGAAGGCAGUAUGCAGAGUGGAGCAGACUCUCACCUCCCUGGUGUCCAUCCAUUUAACAAAUAAAAGAGCUCCCUCUCUGAUCCACCUGAUGGUCCCUCGGGGAGAUUUUUUGUUCAGGGCAUUCUCCUUGGUUUUUGGAAUGCCAACUCUUGUAUCUCGAAAGGUCCCACAGGCUCCAAAUCCCAGAUCAUGAAGGUGGUUGAAGAGUACUGGACUGGUGUAGAAAUGAUCACAAUAAAUGUGAUAUCCCGAUCCCAGGAAGUUUUUGUUGAUGAGCGACAUCACAGCAUCAAAUGGCAGUCCAUUCCCACUCACCACAGUGGAUUUCCCUGUAUAAAUAUUGAAGUCCACAGUGUAGCCUGUGUCGUCUGACAGCGCAAAAAGUUUCAUCCCCCACUUUAUUGGGUUGUUUUUUAUGUACUGCCUCAGGCCAAUUUUGGCUUUGGUGCCUACCAUGCGCUCAUCCACAGAGAGGUUUUUCUGGGGGUGGUACACAGCUUUGCAGGCUACACGUAAAGUGUCAUACAGGGGGCGAAUUCUGUGCAGACAGUCAUAGUCAACCUUGCCUUUUCUGCUGUCAUUGAGGGCAUCCUCUGCAGGGUCACUCAUAUGAAUGUUACAAGUGAUGAAGUUGAACCGAUCUCUGGACAUGACCUUUGCAGGAUAUGGCACACUAAAAAUGGAAUCUGUGCGCCAAUAAUUAGUGCUUUGUGGCAGCUUCAGAAUCCCCAUGUACAAUGUCAUCCCUAUGUACUGAUACAUUUCAGCCUCUGUGACCUCAGUCCAUUUGAAUCUUUUUCCUGCAGCGAUAUUUUUAGCUGCAUUUUUAUUAGUGUUUGCGCACAGUGUUUUGAUGGUAGCCUUGUCAAAGUACAUCUUGAACAGCUCAGAUGGAGAUGGACUGACCACAUACUGUCCAAGAGGUGGCUGCACACCUGGCGUUCUUUUGGGCAGGAAAUGUAGUGGGGAAUGUGGCAAGGUAUCAGGUUCAGUUUCACAUCUCCAGCGAGCUACAUCAGCAGGAAGUGUCUCUGUCCUGGAGCGCUUGCGAGGAGACUGACUGCUGCAGCUCAAGUUUGGUGAAGGCUGUCUCCUUCUUCUGCCUCUCUCCAGAAUACUUGGCGCCUCAGGGGACCAGGAGGUCUCUUCUUCCUCCUUAAUGUCAUCAACACUGCACACAGAAAAAGUUACAAUGUGUUUUAGAAGUGCAUUGCACAUUGGAAUUUUUUAAAUUGUCAAAUCAAAAUUCAAAUUUUAUUUAUAUAGCGCCAAUUCACAACAGUUUUCAUCCCAAGGCGCCUUUGAGAGAAAAAAAGCAGGUCUAGACCAUGCUUAUUAUUUGAUAAAUUAUCAAGACCCAACCUUAAGAUGGGACACAUUUGACCCAUCUCAUCUAACAUGAUUGACUGUGGCAAGGAAAAACUUCCUUUUAACAGACAGAAACGUUGGGAAGGACCAGACUCAUGCCAGACAAGGAAAAAAUGUCUUUUAACAGGCAGAAACCUUGGGAAGGACCAGACUAAUGCCAGACAGCCACCAAGCCGCUGCUGGGUUGGGGAAGGAGAGAGAGAGAGAGAGAGAGAGAGAGAGAGAGAGAGAGAGAGAGAGAGAGAGAGAGAGAGAGAGAGAGAGAACGAAGGUGAGAGAGAGACAGGGGACAGCAGCAACAUUGAAACAACAGCAACAACAACAAUAGCUCAUGCAAAGUUGUGGUUGCAGAGCAAGUAUUGGUGAAAAAUGAGUUCAGUUCACAGGAUCAGGAUAUGAGUAAUUAAGGACUAUGUUAAACUAUUUUAAUGUGAUUACAGUCAGCAGACUUAACAGUAGUUCACUCUAGUUUAUGAUAUAAAUGUCGGUGAGGCUGAUGUAAAUUUCAGCAGCAACAGUCCAGAGGAACCCAAGAGAAGAAGGAGCUCAGGGCCUGAGGCCAACAAUCAUAAACCAUGCAGCUUGAGUCAUGCAGGUCCACGGCAGCCAGUUGUCUAAUUUCCUCAGAAACUAAUAAUAUCUCAUGAAUAUAUACAUACAUGUCAUGGAACGGAUCUAUCCCGUCGAUAAAGUCUGCUUCAUCUCCACUGUCGGCCAAAUCUAGAUCAGAUGAGUGAACAAAAUCCUCAUCUUCAUCCGACGCUGGAGUUACCUUCAUAGUUUCGAGCAAUUUGGCGCGUCCUGCUCUUCGCAGCUCCAUGUGUGUGUGGGUGUGAGCGUGUGGAGUGUGUCUAGCGUGCGUGUUAGCAAAAGAGCAACAGAUACUAAAAGACGAGACGAGAGUGUCUGUCGUGUGUGUGUUUGCAUAAUAUCAGCAGAUUCUAAACGAUGAGACAAAAGCAAGAGUCCGAGCGAAGUGAAGAGAAGUGUGAACUCUUCAAAAACUACAACUUCUGGGAAAAAAAGACCCAGGGAAAAUGACAUCACUUCCUGUUAUCGCGGCCAUUGGUGGGCAAGAAAACCUCGUGAUAGUGCAUACUCCAACGUCAUCACGCAUAUUCUGAUUUACGAAUCACAGCGGUUUGGAUUAUAAUUUUUAGUUUUUUGCGCUUUUAAUGGAUUUGUGCAAAAAAAGUAAGAGUGACUGGCGGGAAAACAAUGGGAGACUUUAUGAGUAGAAAAUGUAAAUUUAACUCUCCGGUUUCCCAUGCAAAAUAUUUUUUUUUGCUCUAUCUUAUUCACAAUUCUACUGGCAUUCAGAAAUAGAUAUGCAAAUGAGAGCGCUCAUUUGCAUAUCGUUUUUCGCCGUUUUUAUGUAUAAAAAUAUUCUCGUUUUUCAGGAACAAAUACACAAGCAAGCUCCAUCACAGCAGGUCCUAUUAUUGUGAGUGUCCUCCACAUAGGGGAGAGUGGGGUAAAUUAAUCCAAAGGGUAAGUGGAGCCACCCCCUCUUGCUUGGAAAUGAUAAAAGAAAUUGAUCAUGUGACCAAAUAUUUAAGAGAUGGGCAUCAAUUCAUGGAGUCUGUGAAGGUUAGAAGCACAUGGAUGAAGAGGUUAGACAUUUGUUUCCAACAUUUUUCACUCUUGAAAGUAAAUUUAGUCCAUCAGAAGAUUUAUUAGAAUAGUGGUUAAAUCAAAAAAAGAUCAAUUUGAAUUUGUUUUAUACAUCAAUUGUGGUAUCUAUGAGCUACAACAUGAGGUCAAAAACCUGGCAUAAAAGUCCACCAUUUCAGUUUAGAGGACUAAUAAAGUCACAAUAGUAGUUCUGGGGUAAGUUGAGCCAGUGGUUCAACUGAGAAAGUAAAAGAGUCUGACGAGAGGAUCAGAGUUUCAGUUCAGAUUGUUGAAAUGUUUGACUUUUUCUUUUCAAAAAUACAGCUGUGGAUGUUUUGAAUCACUUAAAGAUAUUCUCAUGUUAAAAUAUAUAUAUAUAUUUUUACAAAACAUCUUUUAGCAAGUAUAAGCAAUAAUAAUAAAAUAAUUAUUGUACUAGUUGAAUAGUGUAUAAUAGAUAAAAAUACACAUGAAUGUGAAGAAGUGACUGUUAUUUAGGAAGAGAGAGAGUGGGGGGUAGUAGGGAUACGGCUCAACUUACCCCACUCCUAUGCUCAAUUUACACCAUACACGGGAUAAGUUGACCAUAGGAGACCACUUUUUUUGGCAUGUUAUAUUAUCAAGACAGUUAUGUUUACACUUAUUUAGUGUUAGAGACAGUUAGUUAGAGACAAAACCACGAUUGCCUUAAUGUAGUGAUCCGAAAUAUGAAAAAUGGCUCAUCUCUUACCCCACUCUCCCCUACCCUUGGGUAUGUUUUUAAUGACACUGCAAAAUAAACUAUUAUUCCACAAUUAUUCAGAGAGGCCUUUUUGCAUUUUUUUCUGCCAUAUGGGGACUAAGAGUUCCUCUAAAAAUCCUGUUGGAAGUAAAGGUUUUGGAUAUGUCUGCAUGUGUGUACGUGUGUGUGAAUCAGCUACUGCCCUCUAACCCUCAAUAGAUCUUCAGAGAUUCUCUUGGUUUAUAAUCUGGUUGGAUGGCUCUUGACUCACUGACAAUACAUCCCCCUGCCCCCUCCCUGUCAUUUGUCCACUUACUGUGUUCGCUCAUGACGCCAUGGAAACCUCUAAUAAAUCUUUCUUGUGGUUCAUUGUCUGUGUGUGAUGCUGUCUUGCUACUGUGCAUCAUCACUUUUCUGUUUUUCUGACUCAGGCUUCACACUGAGAGAUGUAACCUUUGUGUGUGUCUUUGUGUGUUUAGGUGUGUAUCGAGACCUAUGUGUCCAGCUGUCACCAACGCAGCAUCAACACUGCGGUCAGAGCCACGCUGAGCCAAAUACUGGGGGACUUGACGCUACAGCUGCGACACAGACAAGAGGUCAUGUCCUCGCACAGAAAAAAACACGUUGCAGCAGUCAGACAGACACACAGAAACAUAAAGCUUUGGCCUUACUUAUAAAUCAGAGCUAGAAAUAACAGCACAGAUCUUAUGAUAGCUUGCUGUAUAGCGGUAUCAACUAUCUGUUUCAAGUUUAUGCCUGUUUAAAGGAAGUCUAGCUGUGACACUGUAACUUGCUAAAUGCUGCCAAGUGCUACACUCAUGUUGUUGAAGAUAGGAUGGGAGUGGGUCUGGUCUUAUAUGAUGGGGGCUCAACUCACACUUACUGUAUGUUUACACACAUUGCACUCAGGGAUAUGCAAAGCAAUUACAGGCAGACACAGUAAACAUGCCUCCUGCUGUGCUCUCUUCUACAGGGUGCAGACGGGGAGGAGGUGACUGCACCACCCCUGCAUAGAAGAGGUAAAUCAAUCCCAGUGCUAUCACUCACCUUUGCUGCCCUUCUCUGCUCCAGGGCUGUAAUUACCACUGUUAUAUAAUCAAGAAUAUCGUGGCAAAUAUGAAUCAGUGCUACUUGUUUUCACUGAAGUAAUCAGGCGUUGAGUUGAAAUACAAAGUGAAAAGGCAUUGCCUCAGAAAAGUAGGGUUGAUGUUGAAUAUGAUUAGAGGAUGAUUGUUAUUUCUCCUUGCAAGCCUGAGAACCCUUCACAAUGUUUGUUGGAAGGAAAACGCCAACAAUCUUUGCAAACUUGAUAAUCUGUGAAUUUUGAAAAGCAUGCCCUGAUUUAUUCAGCAAACACUUUCAGGAAGAUGUAGGGGGAGUCUGCACAUUUUCAUGUCUUGUCUGUGGCUGAAGCUGGAGAAGUACAGCUUAGACUGACAAUGUAAGCCUUGAAAUUGUGUUGAGAUUAAUCUGUUUUACUGAGAUAACAGACUUUCCUUUUACAGCAUGUUCCACAUUCACACAAAGUUUACAUGCUUAACCAACUAGCCCUCAAAAUCUUAAAAUAGCUGAAUCUGGGAGCCUAACGUACAAACAAAUUCACAAUUUAUAAACCGUAGAAUGAAGCUCCUGUGAGGAACUUUUGUUUUGUCUCAACUUCGGCACACCCAACAGACAAAGCAGUCUUUGCUUAUCUAGUACUUGACAUGUGUUUUAUUAUUGUCUCUUAAAAAAAAUCUUGUCCUUGUUUUGUCAUAGUGCCCUCAGAAUUCCUGUUUUCACAAUUCAUGGCUGUGAGUUUUCAUAAUCCAUCAUGUGGAGCUCAAACUGUCUAUUAGCCAUUACAAUUAAACCAAUUAACCACCAAUCUAAAGGAUUUUAUGUUACACCUUCAGUCUGAGGACUUUUAUAUAAUUCCUAACACUUUGAUACACACAAGGUUUUUUUUUUUUUUUAGAUGGAUGCCUCUCCAGGCUGAGAGCCAAACAGGUUUAUAGAGGGUUAUUGAUUUAUUUUAUGUAUUACAAAGAAAUCUGGAGGUAUAAUCGAGAAAGAGAGAAUAAAAAGAGACACAGAAAGUAAUGAAGUUUUUAUUAGCCCAUAUACAAAUUGAAUAAAGAUAAAGUAGAUUCCAUGAAUUAACCUUGUUAUUGUGUAUCUGUUUGCAGAUAUUUCCCCCACAAGCCAGGCUCUGUGUGAAGAUGUGGUGACUGUUCUGACUGUUUUUUGUGAAAAGUUGGAGUCUGUGGACAGGUAACUGUGCAGUUUCUCAUUACAUCUAAGAUAUUGUUUCUUUUGAUGCUGAUGUAAUAAUUGAGUGAUAUUGAAGUGUGAUUCCUGUAUCUGAAUCUUCAGGCUCUAUAUAGAAAAUUUAUAAGAAUUGUUGACAAAAUCCCUUCUAGAUUAGUAGAUAACUUAAAAUCUGGCCUUCUUAAUGGAGACCAGCUGCUGUACCUAAAGUUUCCUCUGUGUUAGACACAGGUAACUCUGGUUAAGAACUUUAGACUUCUUCAACUAAGUAUAUAAGCUUUUUCUUUUUCUUCUUUCUUAGAGGUAGUAAGGAGAAGAUUAAUCAAAGCUUCAUACGUAACCCUUGAAAGCGUGUAUGAGCUCAGCUUGAUAUGAAGACUUGAAAGAGGGAGCAGGUCCAAAAAUAACUUGUAAAUAUAUUUUUUUAGAUGAAUCCAUAUAAAAAAUGUGUUGUCUCAUGUGAGUGUAAAUUAUUUUUUGGCUUGAAACAACGACUUUUCUGUGUAAUUGCUUUGGAGUUGUAAGUGAAAUCUAAUGACAAUUAGAUGGCCUGCUGGGAAAUUUGUCAUAACUUUUCAAGGUCCUUCAUUGAUGGAUUUGUUCAACAUUGGCAACUUUUUUCUUUUUGAUACUUGGUGGUAAGUGAGAGGACCUUUUGACUGUACCACAUAAAACCAUUAUUCGUGACUUAAGUGUCACAUUAUUAUCUUGAGACACAAAUUAUUAAAGUUUUUGCUGCAACACAGUUUCAUUGUGCUUAAUCAUAAGGGAACAAAGAAACAAAGUCAGUUUUAAAAUUUGAAUUUGAGGAUGCUCUGUCUUUUUUGAGCAAAUCGUCUGGUGUCACAAUUGUGUUGGUGGGAAAACUGCCGUGCUCGCUUCUCUUUGUAGAUAGAAAAAUGAGUGUGCUGCUCCUCAACCUUCAGCCCUCUUCUCAUUCAGCCUUUCUGUGGUCUUGGUAUUUGUCUACCCAAUAGCCCACUCUCAGUUUGUCAGACCACUGCUGCAGCACUGUGGGUUUGAGUGUUUCUGGCUUGUCUAAAAAUAACAAGUGAAAUACCUGACUCUCCUUAACAUAUAAAAUACAAAAGUAACAACAGCUGUGCCAUAUCUCUUCACCUUCCAGUGGAAACCAGCUCUUGCAGCUUCUCUACCUGGAGUGUAUCCUCUCCAUGCUCAGCAGUUGUCCUCCCACAAUGCACCUGUCCAGAGGCUUCACUGACCUUGUAUGGUGAGAUAUUCAAUGCCGCUAAUAGAAAAAUAAAAUAAAACAUGAGCUCUAAUCCCACAAGGAUGGCCUGGAAAUGAACAUUUCAGUAGAACUUUGUGUCUUCACUCACUGACAAUCUAGUGUAAUAAAUACACACAGUUAGCCACGAUAUCUGCUAUCUUUGAUGGUCUGUUUUUUUUUCUUGUUUUCAAAAUCCUCUUAACUCACUGAAUUGGUGUUAAUUGUUUUUAAAAACAUUCAUAUUACUAAUGAAUUGAUCAUUUUCCUCUAACCAGGAAGCAGCUGUGUCCGUCCCUUGUGGCGAUUAUGGGUAAUCCUGUCAAUGACAAAACCAUUGCAUCUAACCACAGCUACACAGGAACACCAGAUAGAGACCGCCUCUCUGAUAGACUCAGUCUAGGUAAGUGGACUAGCUUGAGUAACCCAUUGUUUUUAUAAUAUGAUUAAAAGCACCUCAGUCAUACAGUAGAGCUGCGUUUAAAUGUUCAGUUUCAACAUUCAAAUAGUUAGCGGUGGUGCAGUGAUUUACCCAUCUGCAGUAUCUAGGUUUAACAUUGUUGUAACCGCAUAUAAAUAAAGCUGUAUUAGAGAAAGAAAACAGCUCAAAAACAUUAGUUUUUUUUCUCUUCAUAUAGUGAAAUUAAAGCUUUUUAUCAUUUGAUUUGACCCCCUGCAAUUGUCUUUGUCAGGGAUCAGUCAGGAGAUGGAUUCUUCCAGUGGAGGAGUAUCUGAUCAAGGUAGAGGAUCAGGUUGUUCCUCGAGUGCCCCUGCCAGGAUUGCACCUGUUGUGAGGACGGUGUGUUACAUUGCUGCUGAGCUUGUACGUCUUGUGAGCUGCGUGGAGUCGAUGAAACCUGUGCUUCAGUCGCUCUACCACAGGAUCCUGUUGUACCCGCCUCCUCAGCACCGUACCGAGGCCAUCCGCAUCAUGAAGGAGGUGGGAGGAGAUGUCACUCGUGAAACUCUGAGAUUAAGAUAUUGAUACCAUGAAGAAUAUAAAAUGACAUGUUGUUUUGUUAAUAGUCACAGGAUCUUGACUCAAAUGCAAUUAUUAGCUUCCGAGUGUCAGUCUGCUCCUGUUGUGUCCACCUAUACAAUUUCUCUGCCCUACAUCAAUGUAUAGGCUACAUUUCAGUCUGUAUCUAAAAAAAGUAACCAUAGGAACAGGGUCUUGUUUCUGUCAUCAGCUGUUCCCAUCCUUACCCUUGUGUCACAAAAUGCAGCUCCUGUAACCUAGCAACAAAUAGCUGUCUGACUAGCAGACAAAGCUAACAUUAUGUAAUGUGUGUAGUUUUUCGUAGUUUGAAGAUAAUUUGAAGUUUCCAGGCCCCUUUCGCCUCUUUCAGCAUCUUUUGUCUUUUGUGGGCUAACCCAAGAUGCAUUAUUGGCUUCUUUUGAAAGAGCUUGUCGAAAUAGGGUAGCCUCUGAUGCAAUCAUUGAUGAUCAGCAUCCCCAAAUAGGACAAUCAUUGUGUCAGAUGAAGCUUUUUUGAGGACACCUCUGGCUCUUACAUAAAUUAAAAAUAAAUAAAUAAAUAAAUAAAAAUAAAUAAAUAAAUAAACCUUAUGCUGGACACCUCUUUGGUCUAUCUCUAACUUUGUUUAGUAACAACAUGAUUGUGUACAUAUAUGACAUUUGUUAUCAUGCAGCAACAGUAGAGGUAAAAUAUGAUAUGAAAGUGGAAUGAGUGAAGCUGUUAUGUCUCCUUUAGAUUUUGGGCAGCCCACAGCGGCUCUACGACCUGGCUGGUCCAUGUGUGGCUGAGCCUGAAACCAGAAAGCGCUCAUUCUCAAAGAGGAAGUCCCACCUGGACCUCCUCAAACUGUGAGUUACUCCUCUGAUUCAAUUUGUUACACUGGUACUGUGCUUGAUGUGUGUCAGUUUUCAUAUGACUAAUAGUUCAUUUAAUUACUUCAUGUUUUUUUCACUUUGAAAGAGUAAUGGAUGGGAUGACAGAGGCCUGUAUGAAGGGAGGAAUUGAGGCGUGUUACUCCUCUGUUUCCUGCGCCUGUGCUCUCCUUGGGGCUCUGGAUGAACUGUCCCAGGGACGUGGCAUCCAACCUGAGCAGGUACGUGACUGAAACAGGAUAGAGUAAAAAACAUGGUAACGCUUUAUAUGAAGGUCCUUGUAAUGAACAAUAAUUAAGUCUUAUUGAUUCUUUUAAAUGCUAAGAGCCAUUUUGCAAUUGGCUUAUUAACUGUUAAUUCAUGCUUAUUACAUGGACCUUAAUAUAAAGUGUUACCAGAAAUGUUAAAGGGACAUUCUGGCAAAAAAUGUAAGUCAUGGUCAAACACAUUGUAACACAGAGUUAGACACCCCCUCGAGAGAUGAAUGCUGCAGACGACUUGCUUCUCUAGUUAUGCCAACUUCAUAAAACGGCCGCACGAUAGCAAUACACAGCAGUCUAUGUCUCCCCGUGCAAACCUCAACCAAAACGCCACUCUAUAGCCACAAAUGCUCAGAACAGCACCUAACUUCAUCAACAGUACAUAUAGGGUCCCAGCCAUAGUAGUAGCCAUCAAACAUCUUUUUAGCUUUGCCUGAUUUCUUCAGAAAAAAGACCAAACACAACUCACCCACUCUCCUCCAGCAGCCACUUGUUUGUGGGGGAGCCCUGACGAGUUGUCACCAAGUGCAGCGGAGUUUCGCAGCUCAAAGAAGAACAUUUAUGAUCAUUACUUCAUGGAAACGCAAACAGACCAAGACACUAAGGCAGAAGAACUACCGCAUCUGCAGUACAAAAUGAUAAAUAUGAUGAUUAUAACUUCAAGGAAGCCCACUACACUUGGUGAUCAACUUGUCAGGGCUCGAUUAGAGUGGCUUUUUGGUUGAGGUUUGCAGGUGGAGAGGUAUACUGCAGUGCAUUGCUAUCAUGCGGUCAUUGCUGACGUUGGUAUAACUAGAGAAGCAAGCAGUUGGCAACAUUCAUCUCUGGAGGGGGUGUCUAACUCAGUGUUUUAGUGUGUUUGACCAUAACUUACAUUUACGCCGGAUUUUCUCUUUAAGAGGAGUUCUGCAGUAGUGAUGAGAUAAUUAAAUUUUGCCGCAGCAGGACAAAACUCAGUCAAAAUCUCUUGAGUGGAUUUUUUAUGAUCCUAAUUUACUAUCCUAAUCUUCCAAUUUUAAGCUUCCUAGGCAGGGUAGUUUGAUUUGGAAGUAAUCGUCCCUGAAGUGUUUUAUGUAGACAACAGUAACAAAGCAGCUGUGUGUCCCAGGCUCGGCUGCUCCUCAAACGACUGGAGGAUCUUAAAGAUGGGACAGAGUCGACACGAGAGUCCAUGGAGAUCAACGAGGCAGACUUCAGGUGGCAGAGACACAUCCUGUCCUCUGAGCAGGCUCCUUGGGACCCCAGCUCUUCUUCCUCCAACAUGGCCACCAGCGGAGCCACUGAGCGCAGCCCCGACAUCAGCAUCAGCAUCACCACAGAAACAGGCCAAACCACUCUGGACCUGGAGGUGGGGGAGCUCGGUCUGGGCCACACCACUCCUGAGGAGUGUGGAGAGGAUGCACAACUCCCUUCGCCGUCAUCCUGCGAGGGUCAGGAGGGGAUGAAACAUGAGCCGAGUCUCGAGCCAGGCCGUGGGAUUCAACAGGGGGAGAUAGGAGGUGCAGGGGAGGUUGAGGGGAAAGGAGAGAGACAAAGACCAGUUGAAAGGGGAGGUGUUGGGGGAGAGAGAGGAGGCGUGGUACCACCAGACGUAGUGCAGCGAAGUCAUGCCCUUGUUUACCCAGACAUCACCAACUUCCUGUCUGUGGAGUCCAGGACCAGGUCACACCAUGGAGGAGGAUCACGAUACAGCGAGAGCAACUUCAGGUGAGUGUGCAUUUGUCGGUGUGAGGGCGAAUUUCAACCUUUUAUGCAUCUUUCAAUAUCCGAACAUAUAGUGUGGCAAAGUGCAAACAUUUGUCAGCAAACCGUACUAAAAAAACUAUCUCUAGUGUGUACACUUAAACCAAGGUGAGUGCAGAGGAUCAGAGCCUCUGAAAAUUAGCUAAAGUACCUAGCAGGCUUACCCUGUCUGCUAAAAGAUGUAGCUUGGUUUGCGUGACAAGGUCGCAAAGGUGUCAAGGUCUGGAGUUAAAUAAAAAGGGAAACGACCCAAAAUGCAGAACAGAAAAUGAUUUCAGGCACUGAAAGAAAAGCAACAAAAACACUCUUUAAAUGUCCAACUGAAAAAUUCCCAAAGGCAAAAAAACCCCACAAGAAGCAAAGAAACAAAAAUAACUGGGGAGACAGGCAUAUGCACACACUGACAAACAUGAAAUGAACCAACAAGGACAGAGGGGAAGACAGAGACUCUAUACACACUGGGAAACGAGCAACAGGUGAGGCAAACGAGCAACAGGUGAGGCAAACGAGACACAGGUGAAACUUAUGGGUGAUUAACGAAGGAGGGAAAACUAGGGAAGUAAAACCAGACUAGAAACACAGGGAUUCAACUACUACUAAAUAAAACAGGAAGCACUGAAAACAGAUAUAAAGAAUGAAACUCAGAGAACAGGAGGGAAAUUGGGUCAAACACAAACUGAAAACUCACAAGACAAGACUCCAGGGGAACAGGAACACUAGGGAGCAGGAACACUAGGAAAAACACAAAGAAAAUACACUCAAAUCACAAAACCAGGGAAAAACCAAAUCAACCAAACAAAUCAGGACAACAGGUCCUUAUUACAAGGGCGGAACUGUCCAGCAUCUAUCCAACUCAUACUACCCCACUUAAAAAAAUACCAAAAUGUCCCUUUAAUAUUAUCAUCUUCCUACUGUAGAGUUUUUUUUCUCUUUUUCCAUGUGAUUUAUGGAAGAAAUAAAAGAAAAUUGUUAUUCCUUGUUCUUUAGGAAGAGAUGCAGGAUAAAAUUAAACUAAGUCUGACUAUGAGGUUGGUUCAUAGCUCACUUGUCUUUUUAAGAGUUUUAAAUUUAAAAGAAGUUAAAUGAACUUAAAACUGUCACUUAAUAUGUAUAAAAAUGUCUGAUUUCUCUUUCUCUUUUUUCCUCAGUAUGGAGGAGCAGGACUUGUCUCGCACAGAGUUCGACUCAUGUGAUCAGUACUCCAUGGCUGCUGAGAAAGACUCGGGACGCUCUGACGUGUCUGACAUCGGCUCUGAUAACGUCUCCCUGGCUGAUGAAGAGCAGCAGACCCCUCGUGACUGCCUGGGCCACCGCUCCCUACGCACCGCCGCACUGUCACUCAAACUGCUCCGUAACCAAGAGGCCGACCAACAGAGUGCCCGGCUGUUUGUCCAGUCACUCGCCACUCUGCUGCCUCGGCUGUUGGGAUUGGCCACCUCCACUGAGGUGGACUUGUCUCUGCAGAACUUCUCCUCCACCUUCUGCUCUGGCCUGCAGGCUGGUAAGAGAGAGAGGGAGGGUGGGAAGGACUUAGAGUUAUUGAUGUAGAGCUUUGUCUCCCCGCCUGAAAAGAGCUCUAUGAUUUUCAGCAGCAUGCGUGUCUGUGUGUGAGUGUAAUGUUAGCCCAACAAACAUGGGAUAUUUGCUGAGGGUGGAGAUCUAUGUAGCAGCCUGCAAAGUCUGCUGCUGCUGCUGUUUGAACCUCAAAUGAGACAUCGAGUGUUUGAAGAGGAGUGGUUGGAAUAAGUCAGUCUGUAGUGUCUUAAAAUCAGUUUUAAAUGUAAGGGAGUGGAGAGUCAGUCUGUAUCAGACUUAUCUGAUGCUAUCUGUUCAAACUUUGGGGAAAUCAAAUCUAAUAUUGAUUUCUCUGUUGGCAUUGCAAUCUCUUUAGCAAUUUGUUGCUCUGUGUCAAUAAUUUUAAAGCGAAACAUCAAACAUUUAUUACAAAACAUCCAGCUCGAGCUCAAGGUUAGGAAGGUUGCUAGCACUGGAACUAGAUAGGCCUGUUGGUAAAUGUUUGCCAACAAUGAAGAAAAACAUGUGCGCUCUUUCAUGAGCUUUCUGAACUCAUUUCUGUUCUGAUUCACACCUUUUACUCACUUCUUCUCCACAGCAACAUAAGUUGAGGGUUCAUAGCUUUGUCGUUUUUAUGCUAUGCUAAAAGUCACAGCAACAUUGGUAAUCUUAUGGGAAAAACCUGACCCAUUUAUGUUUGUAUCACAGAAGCAUUUAUCUCAACUACGUUUUCAUUUUUUGUGGAAAAAGUCGUGCUGAUACAGAUCUUUUAUUAGGCUGUUCCUUUGUUUAGUUGCUGCUGAUAUGAAUCUAUUUUCCUGGUUGGAAAUGUGCCCAAAGACUCUAAGACACAUACUCUGUCUGUGUUUAUACUGCUCUCUUUUUUCACUCCAUUUAUUUCAAGCAGAAACAGUUUAACAAACGUUUUGCCUCGGAGGUAUGAACCAUAAUCCAUCAGUGAAAACAGUGAGCCUGCUGAGAGUUUCUACAUCUGCAGAGCAAAAUUACCAAUCAAAUUAAACUCUGUGCUGAAGUGACUUCAUGAAUUUUGUUCAAGGCUGUGAAUCCCCAGAGUGAUUUUCUAACACUUGACUUCAUCAGCGAGCAGAUUAUAUCUCUCUGCCUCCUCUCACCUUCACACUCACUGCCUCUGUCCUCUUUCUCUUCACCUGUCUUUUUUCUUCUUUUGUUUCUUCUGUCUCCUAUUUGUCUCUCUGCCUUUCUUUCACCUCCUUUUAUCUUUCACUCUUUUUCAUUCCUGUCUUUCCUUUGACACUCACUACCAAAAUGUCUGUAUUUUACCACCCACUCUUUAUCCUCGCUGUUCCUUUCUCACUCUCAAUCAACGCUCUAUCCCUUUCUCGCUCUCAGGUAUUAUCACCUCUUAUAACCAGCUGAGAUUUAGGGAGCAUGAGAAGAGGCCCUGCUAGAGAAGCCUUAGACUGUGGUCAGGCUCACAGGGAGUUAGCAGAUCACAGAUAAAGGUUGGAGCCUUUAAAGCCUUUUAUGUAACAAUAACCUAAAUGUAAUAAAAAAAAAAAUCUAAUAAAACCUGUAAUUUAACAACUGGUUAAUAAUGUAACAAGAUGCUGAGCCCAAAAUGAAAUUACUUUUUGGCUGAAACGUAGAGAAUUGUUACAUUUUGGGUUUUAUUACUACAUUUCGGGUCAUUGUAACACAUCGGGCUCUAACAUGGCUCCAAAAAAGCAGUAACAUUUGAAAUCUAUCUUAAAACUCACAGGUAGCCAGUAGGAAUGGGCGAUAAAUGCCAAAUAAUUAUCACGAUAAAAUUUGCCAUUCUGACGAUAACGAUAAAUGUCCCGAUAAAAAAUAUUAUAAUUCCAAUCUAUAUUUUUGACUCAUUUUGUCUUGAGAACACAAGACAAAAUCUCUCAUGUGGAGCCUCGUUCAGUGACGAGCUUCUUAGAGCUUCUUCUUCAUUACCUUCGGCCAUGUUUGUUUGUUAUUCUGCUCUGUGUGGGCUAUGGCUGCGAGUCCAUCACUCGCGCUUACGUCAUCAACUUGCAUUUAUCUUAUAUAUCCUAAGAUGGCAAAUAUUUAUCAUGGAGGAUUUUUCUGAUGAUAUAUUGUGAGCGAUAAUUUAUUGCCCAUCCCUAGUAGCCAGUAAAGGGUUUCAAGUACUGGUGCGAUAUGGUCGCGUCUUUCAUAUCACUGCUGCCGGGUAAAAAUCUUCUACCACCCAAUUUUUCUGAGGCAUCAAGCACUGUGUUUUGAAAACCACUUAGCACCUUGUGAAAUUCAGUCAUAAUAUUUUUAACACACAAAUCUUUGGUAUUUCACUGACAGAUGUUAAAAAAAAUGAUAUAUCAAGGCUAUGGUAGGCCUGUGACUAUUCUGUCUUCAAGAUGAACUGUUUAUGUUUUCAUUCAAUUAAAUCUGUUGGCUUUAGUGGAUUUGAUUCAUCUUUCUGGUUAAGAAAGGCUCUUACCUUCGUUAGUGAAGACUGCCUUUGAGGGGAUUUUCUCUGUAUUAAACUUUGACACUUAUAAUCGGGAUCCAAGCCCCUUUAUUGCAAAAAUCAGCUCUUUCAGCAAGCAUAUCCAUUUGCCUAAUGCUGCAUAUUAGAGCACAUUUUUCAUGCUGUGAGAAGAAUCAGUCCACCAGUACAAUCAGAACUGUUUUACUGCUAUCUGUAAUUUAGACUCCAAAAUAUAAAAAGGGAAGGUCCAAACCAAAAAAAAGUUUCUGAAAGUACCCUCAAAAGGAAGGUUUUCACAAUAAAAAAAUCUGGUCCUUUGUCUCUGCAGGUGGGAUCCACUCUCCUGGUUUUGAGGCGGGCGACACUCUGAGCUGUCAGUCUCUGAUGAACGCAGAUGGCCUGUACCUUGUGUCGUAUUACGCUCUACUGCUCAAUCUCAAACUUUGCUGCAGUGACUACUACAGACGACGGACGCUCACACCUGUCCUCAGUCUGGUAAGACAUGUGCUCAACCCCCAACAUGUUUCGACUGUGUGAAUUUAAAACAUAAAGAUGAAGGUUGUAAAACGCAGGCAAAGCUAUGAUGGGGUUUCUUCAUGUCUCUUCCUAUCUUGAUUUGUGGUCCUGAAAUGAUGAAGUGGGUUUAAAGUAGAGGUUUCUAAAUCACGAGGGUAAACAGAGAACAUAAUCAGGACUAGCUUAAGACUGUUUGUAAGUUUAGAUUUAACACAAUAGAUUGAUGGAUUAGAGUUUAAUGUCUGGUUUGUGUGCUUUCACAGAAGGAUUUUGUGCGUCUGAUCCAGAGCAGUGGGGUCCUUGUGGUUCUGUCUCAAGCCUGGAUUGAGGAGCUGUACCACCAGGUGCUAGAGCGAAACCUACUGGGAGAGGCCGGGUUCUGGGGCUCACCCGAGGAUCACAUGUUACCACUCAUCACCAUGCUGACAGGUACACAGAGCACACAGACACUAAGAUAUCCACACUGUCUGCACUUAACUUUUAUACUGGGAGUUGUGGUGUUUCUCAAAUUACUAACAUGUACACUUCUCUGCAUGUAAAACUGACUGAAAUCAAUCCCUUCAACAUGUACCAAUUAACCCUGGGCAACACAUUUCCUGGUUGACUGAAUAUCAUAAAUCAUGAACAGCACACAUCCUCAAGUGUGAUCAUUUCUUUGUCUUCUUCUUUUUCCCUUCUGUCCUUGCCUCUUCCUGUCCCCUCUCCUCUCAGAUAUCGAUGGUCUGGGCAGUAGUGCAAUUGGAGGUCAGCUGAUCAGGCGGGCUUCCAGCAAAUCCCCACUCAGCUGUCCCAAGGCUGUCAGUGACUCGGUGAUGGCAGGUAAACUACCAUUAGCAUAAACCUUUUCCAAAGCCUUCACCAUGUGAUGGACGGAUUGGUUGAUUGAUGUGAGUUAUUUAGUAGUGUGACUUCAGCUGUGAGAAGACUGACAGUUCAGUUUUAUUGCUUAUUAUUUUUUUUCCCCUGAGCCUCUAAAUCAGCCCAGUUUGACUAAAUACGGUUCAUUCACCCUGAAACUGCUGCACAACAGCUGCUGUGUUACUCACUUGAAAAAUGGGAAAGGCCACAACCUUGUGUUUAGUUUUGUGGUGCUCAAAAGCUUCAGGACACACUGUGGCAAGGUCAUAACAAGUGACAUGACGGAUAUUGGGGUGUUUUAUAAUCUGCUGCAUGCAGGUCUGUAAGAGAGGUGCAGUAUUUCUGCUUGUUACAUCAUGAAACACCAAUGAAAAAAUACUCUAAAGCUAAAAAUAUAUAUAGUGACAGUUAUGCAGAAGUUCAUGAGGAGCAAGAUCGGUUUAUCAAAUGAACUUUUCUUUAUAUUCAGACCUCAAUAUGUUUAUUCUUAUCAAAAUAAACAAAAUAAACAAUCCAAACAAAUAAUCUCUGCCACAAAACAAGAAAAUAUUCCCAGACUGAAAUCUGUUUACAUAAUUUGUCCAGCAGAGUACGUAAAGGGGUAUUCCAACAUAAAUUUAAGUUGUGGUCAAACACACCGUAACAUCGAGUUAGACACCCCCUCAAGAGAUGAGUGUUGCCGACUGCUUGCUUCUUGGAGUUUCGCAGCUCAAGGAAGAACACUUAUGUUUAUUACUUCAUGGAAAUGCAAUCGGGCCGAGAAACUAAGGCAAUAGAAGUACUGCGUCUGCAGUGCAAAAUGAUUAAUAUGAUGAUUAUUACUUCAUGGAAUUGAGACACUGCGCUCAGUGAUCGACUCGUCAGGGCUUCCCCUCAAACAAGUGGCUGCUGGAGGAGAGUGGGUGAGUUGUGUUUGGUCUCUUUGCUAAAGAAACCAGGCAAAGCUGAAAAGAUGUUUGAUGGCUACUACUAUGGCUGGGACCCUAUAUGUACUGUUGAUAAAGUUAGGUGCUGUUCUGAGCAUUAUUUGUGGCUAUAGAGUGGCUUUUUGGUUGAGCUUUGUGCGUGGAUCCAUAAACCGCUGUGUAUCACUAUUGUACGGUCAUUACAGAAGUUGGUAUAACUAGAGAAGCAAGCAGUCAGCAACAUUCAUCUCUCAAGGGGGUGUCUAACUCAGUGUUAAGGUGUGUUUGACCCUAACUUAAAUUUACGCCGGAAUAUCCCUUUAAGGGUCUGGAUUUCAGCAAAGAAAAUAUUCUAGUUUGACUGAGUAUUACUAGUGUGGUUAGUUCUGGCAUGUCAUAUAUCAGUGGAGUUCAGUGUGUUGAGGAAAAACUGCCUGUUUUGAGGGAAAAAGCAGGUAGGACGCAGUCCACCAUAAUGACACCCCAGCUCCCAUUGGUCAUGGACCGUUGAACUGAGAGGUAUCUGAAUGGGCUUUAAUCAGGGGGAUGUUAUAAACCUUGAGAUGUCUGCCUUUAUUUUGCAACAUAAUGCAUGCAAACGCAAGUCUUAUUGACUGAAUAAACCUCACCUGCUGAGUUGUUUUACUGAAAAUUUCUACUUCCAGAGUGACGACACCUUGUGUUGUUCCAAUUAUACUCAACCUUUGAAAUCAUUGGCUGGAAAUGAUAACAAAAAAAUGACGAUAGGUGCUUUGACCAAAAUGUUACAAACAAAUGAUAAGUCAUCACUUUAUCUUUAAAAAAAAUGUCACUGUGAAAGAAUAAUGGCUGAACAGCAAGAGAAAGAUAAAGGGAAGGAAAAACAUCAGACUCCAGGGAAAAAGGUGAAAAUGAGCAGGAGAGGGCAGACGAUUGGAAAAAAUGAGCCAGGGACCACCUGCUUACCUUCUGCCUCCCCAAGAGGACAACGGACAGGCCAGAAUUUCCAUGGUAACCGCUGAGUCACCCAAGUUGAGAGUUUUACGCAGUUAAUACGUGUGUGUGUGUGUGUGUGUGUGCAUGUACAGAACUGAAGCUCCUGUUUGUCUUGUCAGCAUCAUUAGUCUCUGUACCAUCUGCUGUGGUAAAGACGCAGUACCAGACUGAAACUCUUACCUUUCAGUAUCCAUGUGGAAAAGAGUGUGUCUGGCCUAUGCCGUCUCCAUGUUAUCCUGUUGAAUCACUUAGAGAAGCCUCAAAGGGGAUGUCAAAAUAUCACCAGCCCUAUCACUGUAUGUCUCAGGUCCUUAAUGACCAACAGAUACAUGUAAGUGUGAAAAAAAGGACUUCACUGCUAGGAGUUGUUAGUCUACAUCUUUGAUCAGUAUGUAAAGUAUGUUUGUUUUAUUUUGCACCAUUUGUGUUUAAAUUGGACAUUUGGGUCCAACAAAAGAUUUACGUCAUUGAAAAGAACACAAAAAUGGACAAUGAAGGCACCAGUAGACAAGCAAGGUGAAGUAACUGUCACUGUAAGGGUGGGGUGUAAUUGCCAUAAAGAGAAACAGACAAACAGAAACCGCUGUUUGAUGUAACAAAAACAUCAUCAAAAACUAAAUUAUUUAAAAAAAAAAAAAACUGGCCCCAGGUUUAAAAUGACUCGACUCCUCCUGUCCUGAUUUAUUCUUUCUCUCCUCUCUCCUGUGAUUUUGAGUGUGUUUAUCAACCCCUGUGUUCUCUCCUGUCAUGCUUUCCACUUUUAUCAUCACUGGACUUUGCUGCCAAAGACAGUAAUUCUGACUCAGAUGCGGUUGCUUGUCUUGUUCUUUCUUCUCCUCAACAUUCUCUUUUUGGGCUGGUUGUUUUCAGGUGCUGUUUUCUCCCGUUUCAUUCUCACCGGAGUGUGGAAGAACCUGAUUGAUGUUCUGUCCACACCGCUGACGGGCCGCAUGGCAGGAAGCUCAAAGGGCCUGGCCUUCAUCCUGGGAGCGGAGGGUGUCAAAGAGCAAAGUCAGAGGGAGAGAGACACCAUCUGUCUGAGUUUAGAUGGACUACGAAAAGCCGCUGCGCUCAGCUGCGCUUUGGGUGGGUAAAACAUAUGACCAAUGUGUUUGUGCUAACAAGAAAACUGAGAGACAUCGCUCAUCCUGUGUUUCUCUACUAGCUCAGAGAGGUUUGAGGUCAGGGCCAGAUACUCAGCAGCAGCUCUAAAACUGGAACCAAUUCAAGUCUGAACUGGAUUAGAGGCUUGUGUGGUUUUCUCUUGAGGAUUUUAUUCUAAUAUCAUGUGGUAUAGCAGCAAACGGGGAAAACAUAAUACAAAUACUUUCCAAUUCAUAUCAAUGUGUUUUUAGUUUGGCAGCUUAAGGAAUUGAAGCAUCAAAUGUUGAGCAUAAUAUUGGCCGUAUAUAUUUUUAGUUCUUUUGUUUGUUGACCUUUAAUAGCUGCUAACUGUGCCACAAACUGUGAUUUGGGGACAUUUCUGUCACUUUUCUUGUUGUAUUGUUUGGAUUGGAGGGAUCAGUACUAAUCCCUGGACUGUGUUUCAUACUAAGUAUUUCACAGCCUCCUGACACUGUGCUCAUUUAGUUGUUUGGUACAUGACCCACUGCCCUCUUGCAUGUUUUGUAAUCUGUUAAAUAACCAGCAGCUACUGUUACACAAAGAAAACAUCAGACACUGAUCAAAUUUGUUUAAAGUCAGCAUAUAAAAGUAAUCAGCGCCAGGCUAGAUGGGAUCCCUGUUUUAUGUCCUCUGUCAAGAGUACAAAUGGAAAUGUUAGUACAAUGUGCAGAAUAUUAGCAAUAAAGCUAUUUAAGUGCAGUGAGAAAUAAGCUAUGUACAAGCACAGAGAGUAGGAUGUCAUGUGUAUUAUACUAGUUUGCAGCCUUGCACUGUAGGAUAUUGCACUGUGCAGCUUAAUUAACAACAGAGCUAGAGGCCAGGACAUGUCAUUUAACUGGUUCCUGUAUGACACACCAUGAUAUGAUUCUGCAAGAUACCAUAAGGAGGUAUGUCAAAAAAAGGACACAACACAACAUGACUUUUCUUGGAGACUCCAAAAAAGGCAAUUGGACUGUAGUCCAGUUGCCUUUUUUGGAGUCUUCAAGAAAACCAUGACCUGGAUGAUUGAGAAUCUACAUGGACAACACAACAUGAUACUAAUGACGAUACUGGGCAUUAAAGUCAUCAGCUACUGUUUAAAGUCACAUACAUACAUGCUAUAUAGGUACGACCACAAAUGCUGUGAUGACAGCUUUGAAAAAAAAGCAUGUUGCCAACACUGCAGUGAUAAAUGAAGCCAAUGAACCACAGUGGGAUGCAGCAAGCCACGUGAUGCAGUGCACAUCUCAAAUCAAAAUGAAUAGGCUGCCACCAACAAAACUGAAAGACUAUGAAAUACUGCAGCUAUAUGACAAACCUCUGUCCACAUAUGACAAGACACUAUUCUUAUUAGCUUAGCUGCCAGCAACAGCAGGUAGGUCUGGCAACACGUAGCCAGUGCAUGUUAACCUACAAUUAAUGAAACUUUCAAUUCAUGUCUCCCUCAACUUCUCAAUAGGCUCAAAAGAUCACUAAAGCUGUGCACUUUAAGCGCUGUGAUCAUCUACCCUGUUGCUGUUUGAAGUUAAAAAGAAGUUCUGAUUUCAUUAGCUCAAAGUAAGGCUGGGGGAUAUGGCCUCACACAAUAUCACGAUAUAUUGAGCAGUUCACCUCUAUAAUGAUAAAUGGAUGAUAGCUACUCCACAAGCUGCUCACCCCCCCCACAUUAACUUUGUCUACCUCAGCCGCCGCUCCAGCCGCUACAACUUUUGAUCCGUCCUCCAUCUCCUCACCUGUCUUUCCCUCUUUGUUACGGACUGGAUGGGGUAGAGUCACAUCUCUGACGUAGGCCAGUGUCUUAAAGGGACAUGAGAUCAUGGCCUACCUACACAAAUCCAAAACCAAUGUUUAUUUAUUUAUUUAUUUAUUUGACACCAAAUAUACUGAUAUAGGCAAAAUGACGCUGGUUACUGUUGUAAGUUUUGGUAUUGGUAAAUUUUGGGUUUAUCGCCCAACCCUAAUUCAAAAUCAAUGUGUAUUGUGAUAAGCACCGUGUCAUGUCGCAUAUCUGUGUCAGAAUAUAAAUCAUAUUGUUCAUUUUGUUUUUUAUUGUAUCAUAUUGUAUCGUAGCUGAGCAAAGGGAGGAACGCCUGCACACUAGUUUACAUGCUCCAAACACACUUUUAUUAUUUCAAGGCAACAGACUGCAACGUCUCGACACAAUGGUGUCUUCUUCAGGCAGAGAUGGAUGCAGUCUGUUGCUUUGAUAUAAUAAAAGUGUGUUUGGCGCAUGUAAACUAGUGUGCGGGCGUUCCUCCCUUUGCUCAGCACUGAUACCUUGAUGCCCAGCACCUGACCUGAAUUUAGGUUUGAGAUGUGCACACAAUCCAUCCGUUUUUGAACUAUCAUAUUGUAUCGUACGGUUAGGCCAGCCCUAGUAAACAGGUUUGGUUUAUGAUGUUGCUGGGCAGAAAUGCUCAAGGAGGAACAUGGUGUUCUUUCUACCCUCAGUGCAUUUCACAUUAUUCUCACUGAUCACUUGUAAAAAAAGUGACAGCUGUAAGCUUAGUAAUAACCUCAACCUGUUGAGACAUUCUGAGACUCAACAGGAGGAAUGAGUGAAGGUUUUCAUAAAGACUUUUACCUACUAAUAUUUUAUGAGAAUAUCAGGGGAAAUACAUUUUUAUUAUCCCCCUAUUCAAGAAAUCUGAAUGUAUGAGUAUGUAACAGUUACUGGCACAGCUGAAUGGCCAUCAGGGGAUGAAACCUGAUUGAAAUUAUCAGCACAGAAACACCCAUGAAUAUGAAUGAACACAUGGUGUGUGUAACCUCAGCUGUGGGGUUUGGGUGCCAUUUGGGGAGGGAAGGUGCACUUUUUACUGCCAGUUUAACUCUUAAUGCACCCAAAGGAGAAGACACCUGAACUGCUUGUAUGAAAUCCGGAAAAUUUUGACCUUUAAAAGUCAAGGUCACGUUUUAACUGUAUGGAAAUUAAGUUUUUUACUAUCAGAGAAUAAUGGAGGACUAAACUCUAGUCUUCAUACUGUGUGUGUGUGUGUGUGUGUGUGCGUGCAUGUGCGUGUGCAUAUGCGCGCAUGGUCAUCAGGUGUGGCUGCCAACUGUGCGUCAGCUUUGGCCCAGAUGGCUGCAGCCUCCUGUGUGCAGGAAGAGAAGGAGGAGAAGGAGGUGUACGAGAUGGGAGACACCAUUACACAAGGUACUCAAAGAAAACACUGUUUUAAUCUGUGUCCACAGAUAUAAAAACUUUCCAUCAGUGAUGAAGACAAGGAAGUCUGUGUUCAAUAGAGCAAUACAAAAACACACUCAACAAAACUGUAUACAUUAUUUGAGUAAAAAUCCUUGUCUUUUCCCAAAUCAUCACCCUGGUAAAAUUCAAAAGAAGAGACCAGUUUAUCAUAUCAGCACCACUUUGUUGCAGAUAAAAUACAUUUGCAAGGUGCUGGACAUGGUAAACAACUCUUGUCCUUUAUGGUUUUAAAAUUUUGAAUGACGAUAAAGUGGACCUUCCCACUUUCACUCUUUCUCUGUAAUAAUAUCUCCACCCACAGAUGCCCACAGUUGAAAGUCUGAUCCAAAAUUUGUUGUUUGGUGACAGUAGUGAUAAGAAAUGCAAUCAUAGGUUACCUCUACAGCCAGUAAUCAGUGACAAACAAAGGGGUUAUUGAAAGUUGUCAACAACUUUUUUAUUUAUUUAUUUUUUUGUGGAGUGUGUGGUAAAUAAGUCCUUUUUAUUAGGGCUGUCAAAAUGAUGGAUUUCCACCUCACACCACAGUAAUGACACGACCUCAAUAUUGAGAAAAAAAUAAAAAUUAAACACAAUCAGUCCAUUUAGGGAAAGGCAAGACAGAGGUGGAGUAACACAUUUUUCCCUAAAACUUGAAUAAUAAACACAAUGAACUUAAAUGUCAACACCCUUUUCAUCAUUUGUUCACCAGGCCUGUGCCUUCAACUGGAGACGACAUGUCCGCCCUCAUAAAAGGAAUAUUUGUCAUGCUUUUAUUUUGAUAUUUUUCCUGCCUUCUUUUUAGGUUACUUUAUUUCCUGCGUUGUAACUCUGUGCUUUUAUUUUGAAGUUCACUACUUCUAGUAAAUCAUAAGUAAAACUGGAUGAAAACAAUCAGGAACAGUUAGACAGUAAAAAUGUUUUAUUGAUGAGUUACCCAAAGAGGCACAGGCUCUGAUGUUGCUCCUGGAUUGACAGUAAAUCUCUGAAUAUCAGUUUUGAAAAGUGUCUUAAUUGUCUCUCAGAGGGGCUGCUCAAGCUAGCUUGCUUCUUCAUCUGUCCUCCACUUUGUGAGGUGUGGCAACCUGCAUAAAGGACCACGACCAUAAACUCAUGAUAUUAGUGUAUGCUUAUUUUCGGCAUAAUAUCUAUGUUUUUUCCUUGACAAGACUUUGGUGUAUUUAGGCAUAAUUGCAGUGGCACGCCCUAUUUUGUAAAUAGCUUUUUUUUAUGGCUUCAAAACAUGGGCAUUAAAGCAUAGUGGUAAACUAAACUAAAACUAACCAAACAUAGUGGUAUACUCUCUUUAUAAUUUAAAAAUGAAGUUCUGUCAGUCUAGUUGGUCUGAAGUAUUUGAGUGUUUCUGUGAAGUCGUUUCCUUUGUGUGCAGUGAAACAGCGUGUUGAGCAGCGUCUGGAGCAGAUCGCUCGUCCUCAGGGAGUUCGGCUACACACUGCACAUGUGCUGUGUAUGGACGCCAUUCUGAACGUAGGACUGGAAAUGGGCAGUCACAACCUUGACUGCUGGCCACAUGUCUUCAGGUACACACCUGUACUCAUUUGCACUCACCUGUAUUGACUUUUGCUGUACUUUUUUUCAUUAUUUGUGUGACUUAGAUUUUAAUUGUGGUUUUUAGCUCACGAGAUUUUUAUUGACACAAAAAACAGGCAAUUAGGGUAAUAUUUCCAUCGUUUUCAAAUACAAGUUUGUGUUUUUCAACUGUUACACUUCUAACACAGUUUCUAGUCAGUGUAAAAAUAAAGUUUAUUUGUCCUCCUCUUUCAGGGUCACAGAGUACAUAAGUUCACUGGAGCACACCCACUUCAGUGACGGCUCCUCACAGCCAUCCAAUCUGACCACCAUCACCCAGCAAAGCCAGCAGGCAGCGGGCGUAGAUAUGGGGUUGGAGCUGAGCUGCGAGCCCAGCCAGGACUCCCCUGAAUUGACUCUGAGCCAGCCCGUCAUCCAGCCUCUGUCCAUCCAGGAGCUUCUGAGGGAGAGCAGCAGAGGGGGCCGAGGUCUGGACCUGAAGACCGGCAGCCUGAUGACUGGAACCAGUGCUGCCAAAGCUGUGUGCACACUGUCAACACAGGCCGACAGGUGGGUCAUAGACGUUACAAUAUAUUGAAUCCCAAUGUCGUCACAAUAGCAUUACUUUUUUUGAAGAUUGCUUCCCUAAAUUGUCUGUUUAUGGUGCGAUUAUUAACCUCAACCUGUUAGAUUUUUUUAAUUUUGGGGAUUGUUCCUCCUGCAAAAGUACGUAGUAUGACAUAGUAAGUGUGGAGUGGGAUCAGAACAACAGCUUAAAUAUCCUACAUUAAGCAAAGCCAUCUCCAUGUGUUUCAGAUCAUUCAGUUGUUAUAAAAAAGAAUUAAUGACAGGAAAAUACUCAUAAUAGAUGUGUGUAUAUGAAAUAUGACAGCUGCUCGUCCUUUCAGUCCAGGAGAUCUCAGUAACAUUCGUCUAAGAAAAACUUUGUUGCGCCUUUUUUACAACUUGUUAAACAACCAACAUGAUGAUGACUCCUGAUAAUUGUAUCUGCCAAAAGCUAAUUAUACUGACAUUUGGUGCUCAGCAGAGGGUACUGUUGUGCAGAGGACCAGCACUUUUUACAACAGCCACAGGAUGGCAGUAGCAGCCCUAAAAAAACAGCAGUAGAAUGUGCUUGUGCUCCUGUUUAUGGGUCAAUUUGUGUCAUAGUCUAAAUACAUAAAGACAGCUUGCGAGGCUCAAGAGUUGUGCUCAUGUUGAGGGUUACAUUUUUGAAUGAGCAUCCUCACAACAAAAAGUGUUUAAAAAAGUGUUUACACUAGUUUGUGUGUGUAGAGCUUUACUGUGCAUUCAAGUGCCAGACAGACAAAUGUAUGGUUUUUAGUAUGCAUGCAAAUGGCUCUGCAUACUUAAAGACAGAUAGACACACUAAUACACUCCCUGUAAGCAGUUAAUAUGAAGUGUGUGCAUGUGUGUGUUUCCAUUCCAAGGAUCAUCUCUUAUAUAACUGGUUAUCUAGGCUGCUGCUUUUAGAAGUGAAUAAAAAAAAUGUGCUCACUGAUCCUCUGGAACAGAUGGACUGAACACAUUUACAAGCUGAAAUUAGAGCCAAAACCUUGUAAAUACCCCUCAGCACAACCACAGGACCGUGUGAAAAACGUUGCACUCUAAGGGCAGCUUUCCCUCACUUUGCCUCUGCAUUUUAACACUUAACUUCUGUAACUGAAUAUCUGUUAUUGUGUUUGUAUUAAUUUUUUAUCUAAACUUGAGAACAUUUUCACCUUACCUCCAUGUAGAUGUUGUCAAAGAAGUUCUUUGUGUGAUUUUAUUCAGGUUUACUUUUCUGCAGGGAGAAUUCAUUGCAUAUCACAUUGGCAAGCCCCGUUCACAUAGGCUGCAGAGAAAACCACUUUACCUUGUUGUCCUCAUCAGAAGGAACUUUUCCCCACAUCUUAUUAAGACAAAACUACAAAACAAUGGGAUGUGUUUAAAACAAGAUGAGAGCUUCAUUUCCAAAAUAUUCUAUUGAUAGUGAAAUUUUGAGAGAAUUGACUUAAGAGAAGAUUAAACAUAAGACAAAACAUUGCACACUGUUAGAUUAGUUAAGGAAAUUAAACAUAGUUUAGCAGUAGUCACAAGCUAUAGCUGGUAAUAUGUUGUAAAAACUUUAUUGUUGUUACAAAGUUAACACGAUACAGUGAGUAUGCAAGUUUUGAGAAAUCUUAGUAAAAAGUUAGAAGGUUAGAUGCUGAUGUUAACAUGCUAUUAUAGAACCUUCUUUUGUUUAUUUUUUUGUGCGUGUGUGCAUGCGUGCGUGUGUUUUAGGUUGUUUGAAGAAGCAGCUACCAAGCUGAACCUGGUCGGACUGGUCGGUUUCUUACAGCAGCUCAGGAAAGCAUCCCAGUGCCAGCUGUUUGACUCGGUGACUGAGACUGGAGACUACUCUCUGGCAAUGCCAGGUACUCACGUACAGACACACAAACACAUUCACACACACAAAUUACACACACAGGUACACACCUAUUUGUUUUUGCUCUGGUGAGUACUUAAAAGUGAAUGUCUUGUUCUCAGUUCUUAUGAUGAAGUUCAGUCAUGCAAAAUAAUCUCUACAUUGCUAUGGUUUUAAUAAUUACAUAAUCUACAUUUGACAAAUACAAUUUGCUGGUUGAAAUAAUGAUUGCUACAUCACAGCAGUCUAACCUUGUGUGUUAAUUUAAGCUUCGGCCCCAUAAAAAAGACCAUGGAAUCGUGGUUUAUAACCUUUUAUUCUUGGAGCCUCAUGGAAAAUGUCAUUCUGUCAAAAAAAUACCACCAUUGUAAUGUUCUUACCUGAGGAAGUAAAAAAGGAAUAAUUAUUAAGUUUUACAACUUUAUCCAAAUAAAAUAUAAAUAUAAAAUAAAAUGAAAUAUACAAAAUAUCUAGUAAUUGUGUUGUAAUAGUUUUGUUUUGAUAUAUGUGCAAAUUUAAUUCAGAUAACUGAAGAGCACACAAAGCAAAGGAAAGUUUGAUAAGUUUUAAUUAACUAAGGAUGAUAAUAUUCAAUCAGGACAUUAUUAUAUCCCAGUUGAUUUUUUUUAUUAUUUUAAUUUUCUUGUUAUUCUUAUCAAAAAAAUUAUUUUGUUUUUACAGGAGAGGCGAAGUCAACCCUGGAUCGACGCAGUGCUCUACAUCUCUUUCGCCUGGGCGAGGCGAUGCUACGAAUCGUCAGGAACAAGAACCGGCCUCUCCUGCACAUGAUGAGGGCCUGGAGUGUGGUGGCCCCUCAUUUAGUGGAGGUAAAAUAACUUUUAAUUUCUAUUAAAAUCCAAACAAGAACAAGUAUGCAAAGGUUUCAUCACUGAUCAGAUGUCUUUUCCUGUAUAAGGAGAGCACAAAUACACUGUACUUUAAAUAUAUAGUUUUAUAUGGAUUAAGUUUUCUAACCCUAAAUGAAACACUCUUCUACGUCGGACCCUAUAGUCAUCUACUGGUUGUGAAUGACUACCAUAACACCAUCAGUUGUUCAAGUUUCAUCCAAAUUCUCCUGAGUGCAAUUAUGACCCUGCAUUUAAAUCAGUUAGGUUCAGAUAUACAAAGUAGUAUGGAAACCAUUUCAGCUCAACUAGUUCUGUUUGUUUUGCUCAUUUUCUUUUUCCUGGUCAUUUUUAAUAUUUAGAGCUUCCUCUUUUGUCUGAUUAAUCACUUUAAAAGACCAAAAAGUUGUAAAAUACAGCAACAACUACAAUUCAAACAGAAACUGAAUGUUGAAACUGUGAAACCAAGCUAAUUGUCUCCUUCCCACAGGCGGCAUGUCACAAAGAGCGCCACGUUUCCCAGAAGGCCGUUUCCUUCAUCCAUGAUGUUCUGACGGAGGUGCUGACGAGCUGGGCGGAGCUUCCUCACUUUCACUUUAAUGAAGCGCUGUUCAGGCCCUUUGAGCACAUCAUGCAGCUGGAACUCUGUGACGAGGACGUGCAAGACCAGGUUUUUCUUUGGCCACAUCAGAUACAAUAAAUCUGACACACUUUGAUUUUCCACACAGAUCAGGAAAUGUUUUUUUUCCCCCUCCCUGCAGGUGAUCACAUCGAUAGGUGAGCUGGUGGAGAUGUGCUCCCCUCAGAUCUUGUCUGGGUGGAGACCUCUGUUCAGCGCUCUGAGGACAGUCCAUGGAAGCAAGACGGACACCAAAGACUAUCUGCUGGGGGAAUACUCUAUGGGUACAUUUAUCAUCUGAAACAAACAUCCAAAUUUUGCUUCUGUUGUUUUCUUAUUUCAACUUUAUCCAACUUUCAUGCUUUGAUUCUUCUUUGUCCCAUCGGUGGCUCCCUCCUCCCCUUUCUUCCUCAUCCCUUCCUCCAUUCCUUUCCCUUCUGUAGGAAAGUCCCAGGCUCCAGUAUUUGAUGUUUUCGAGGCUUUCAUCAACACUGACAACAUUCAGGUUUUUGCCAAUGCUGCCACCGACUACAUCAUGUGUCUCAUGAAGUUCAUCAAAGGCUUAGGUUUGUCUAACUCUACAUUCUGUUUUUUCAGUUUGAGGAAUAACUUUGACAGCUUUUAGGGAUUUAUUUCUCCUUGGAUCUUGCAGUAGACUUUGUGUGAUUGAAGAUGUACAGGUGGGGAGAGGAUUUUUGUGUUUGUUACUAAAAAUUGUGUGUGUGUGUGUGAUUGUGUUUGUGUGCACGCUCACAGGAGAGGUGGACUAUAAGGAGAUAGGAGACUGCAACCAUGCGUCAGGUUACAGCUCCACUGACCUCUGCCUGCCCGCUCUCGACUACCUUCGCAAAUGUUCCCAGGUAGGAGACAUGCUAUAAAUCCUGGUGCAGUUGUUCAUAAAUCUAAUCUGGACCACAGUGAUCUAGAUCUGGUCAUCCCAUUUACACAUUUCAAUUCAGCCAAUCUACAUUAAUUUGGUGCUGCUUUUUUAGAGCAACUUUAAAUUUAAGAACUCUAAUCCAGACAUAAGACAUUUCAUCUGAACCAAAUUACCAAUGUUUACCAAUGAUUACCAAUGUUUUCAAUGAUAUAUCACAAUGGAAAGUACCAGCUCUGUAAUGAACACCAGGCAGAAUAGUGAGAAAGAGGGAGGGCCAUUUAAAGAUAUAAAACAGACAAAAAAAAAGAAAAGAAACAAAUGAACAACAAAAACUUUUGCAUUAAUUUCAAUGUCUUUUGCACAAAAAGUCCCAUCUGACAUGCACCAUAUCAAACAAACAUAUGCACAGCAUCUGAUUUUGGAUCCAACUGUUGACGUAUGAGGAGUUAUUGCAGGAAAGAAAGAAAUAAAAGGGAUUGAACUUUACUUGAUUGUCUUAUUAUAACAAGGAUAAAGUAAUAUCUCAGAGUAGGAUGAAUAAGUUUUGAUAUUACCAGUGUAGAGGGUUAUUUUGCAGGUAAAUUUUUAUUUACAGCACUGAAAGGCAAAACAUGUUUAUUUUGCAUACAAGGAGAACUCGUGAUUAAAUGUAAAUGGUGUAGCAGGAGAGGUUAAGAAGCCAAUGGGCUUAUCCAAAAGACCUGUCCUUUCAUCAAAGAUAAAACUAUCACAAUGAAACUUAAAAAAAUCAGAACACCACUUACUUUCAGGACGGCUUAAAUCAGAUAUUAAAUAUAUUUGUUAUGUAUAUCAAACAUUCUUGGGAUGGUUUUCCUUAGUUUCAGUAGGUUAAGUUUUUUCCAAGUUUGCAGACAUUUGGUUAUUUAUCUCUUCGGUGAAAUGGAUUUGAUCAACAGCUGCUGGCAAAGAUCUACAAGAUGCCGUCCAAACCAGUGUUUCUGGGGGCACGACUCGCCAGCCUCCCGCUGAGAUCCCAGGAACGCUCGAUCAGCACAGAGGACGGGAUGGACUGUGUCCUGCAGGAGUUUGAUGAUGACACAGGUGAAGUGUUUUUUCUUUUCUCAUUUUAUUUCUCUUUUCUGUGGUCCACAUUACUCCUGUUCAUAUCACUAUCUGAACUCUUUCUAACCCUGGCGAGGUGUUCGUGUGUUUAUGCCUCGCAGGUCUCAUCCAGGUGUGGAUUUUGUUAUUGGAGCAGCUAACAGCAGCCGUGUCCAACUGCCCUCGCCAACACCAGCCUCCAACCCUUGAGCUGCUCUUCACUCUGCUAAGAGAGGUCACUACUGUACCAGGUAACAAAAAGACACUGUCAGACACCCAGUCCAAGACUGUGUGGGUAGUAAGGCUGACACUGAACCACAGCAUAGAAGACAAACUGUAGUAUUAACGUGAAUUUUUCAAACAUAGUUCCCUACGAGACACAAUUAAGCAGGCCAGUGACUCUGAUUCAAAAUCAAGGCUUAUGCUGCGUUCCAGUUGUACUCGCAAGUCUGGAUUUCCAAGCUCUGAGUCGGAAAUUCAUCUGAACGCCCCCCUGAUUUGUCUGAUUUCCCAAACGGAAAGUCAGACGAUCUCCACCAACCCAGACUUGACGAUAACGUCAUAAUCCAAGAUGGCAGCGCAGUGCAUCAACAGUAUAGAGUAACAGUAAAAGCUCUCGUAAUGUAAUAUUUAUUAGCACUUCUGUUUUUUUUGUGAAAUUAGAUAAGUGGUAUAUGUUGUACUGCCCAACAUCUAACUGUGAACACAGUGCUAUGGUGUUUGUAAGAGUUAAAUAUUGUGUUAUGCGUUGUUUACACCUGGUACAGCUAACAACGGCUAACUGUAGGCGUCCAUCUUGGCUUUCCGACUUGUUAACUGGAACGCCGUCAACCUGAGUGUAACGUCAUUCCCAGUUCCUGAGGUAACUGGAAAACAGCAUUAGAUACACAUUAGAUACAAAAAAGGAUUUAAGUGAUUUAAUAUUAGGACAGCUGCAAUAGUGGGAUAGACCAGAAACUUAACUAAAAAUUCUUCACAGGAAUUUCCCAAGAAAGCUCGAUUAGUCACAUAACCCCAGUUAAAAUGACCUUGUGCUACCUUAACAUGCAAACCACAUCAAAAAAGCCAAAAGUCAUGCUGGUUUUGCGGAUCUAUUGUCUAAUCCCAGUCCUUUUCUUUCUUCUGUUCUAAUAAACAAACAUACUUACAUACUUCUGCCCCCCCUCUCCAGGUCCUGGCUUUGCCAUCUUUUCUGUCAUUCAACUGCUGCUCCCUGUGAUGGCACUGUGGCUACAGCGUAGCCAUGGAGACCACUCAUAUUGGGAUGUGGCAGCCGCAAACUUCAAACAUGCCAUUGGUCUGUGCUGCGAGCUGGUGGUGGAGCACAUCAACAGUUUCAUCCACUCAGGUAACACACCCCUCUGAGAGUAAAGCAUUACCAAAGGUUGCCUUUCUAUGUUUCCUCAAAACAACAAAGAUUGAUUGAACACGGGUCAAUUCAGAGAUGACUCAGCUGCAUACCUGGAGCAGAAAGUGUUUGAUGUGGACACCAGAUAUGGCCACACUUACUGUCAAUAAAAAAAAAAAAAAAAUUCACUGUAACCAGCCCUGUCAUCUCAAGUCCUUGUUUUAAAGAAGGUCAACAAUCUGCCCCAGUAUCAACAAGCUUUGUGAGACAAGCUCUAGCUGCAGAAUAUGUAACGUCUGCCCUGCUAAGCCUUCCUUCCACUGUAAUAAUAUCAUAAUAUUUUUAGGGCAAAAUGUUUUGACCUACAAUCAUUUGAAUUAUUGGGUUAAACCUUUAGUUCCUGCUCCCACUCUCCACUUUUCUCAGUAGAACAGUAGGGUGGCUCUUUCAUAACAGAAUGACUACAUAAUAAAGUCGUUUGUAGAGCACAGUAUGUGUAAGGUAUACAAGCACUUCUCAGAAAAAGGAGACUGAAACUACAUUUAUGAAACAGGUGAAGUUUUGUAAAGUUUGAGUAAAAACAUGUCUUAAACACAACUUCAAAGUCUGACUGCAGCAUGCAGAGCCAUCAUAGUGUUGAUCUUUGUGUGUCAUUAUCAUGAACCACUCCAAAUAUAACAUGAAAAGAGGAUGCAGAGAGGGAAUAGAAAAGAAAUGAAGAAAUACAACAAUCUGAUGAAAUCUAAACAAGAAGAUCUGUUUUAAUCUCAGGAACAUGCAUCUUUAAUAGAAAAUAUAAUCCCAGACAGUAUGUCACACAUGAACUGUUCCUGUCUCAUGUUCAGCCCUGACUUUGUGCGCCCACAUGAAAUGGAGCGUGACUGAUGACCUGUUGUUCCACUUGUUGUUCCUCCUUUUUAGGCAAAUGAAAUUGUGGUCACUGCACCUCUUUCCCACAUGCUAAUGGGACUUGCUUUGUUUUGGUGGUGUGUGUGUGUUUGUGUGUAUGUGUGUAUGUGUGUGUGUUUGUUUAUCGCAGAUAUUGGCUAUGAAUCUCUGAUCAACCUGAUGCUGAAGGAUCUGUUUAAGCUGCUUGUGGCCUGCGUGUCUGAACCUGCAGAAACCAUCUCCAGAGUGGGGUGCUCCUGCAUCAGGUGACCAUACAUAACAAACUCCCUGAUAAUCCUUAGCCGUCACAAUAAAUGCAUGUAGGAAGUCUUCACAAUGUACAUGAAUAAAUCAUCCACAUUUGGUGAGUGAAAUACCUGAUAAUGCUCGCUGACAUUAAUCUAGGUCAUAUUAGUUUGUUUUAUAGGAACAUGUUGUUUACUAAUGGAGUUUUUAAGCUGUAUUGUUUACCUAAAGUCAGUGGUUGAAGAUUUUUGAUGGGUUACGCUUUAGCACAGGGGAGAAUUGAAUGUGUGAUCAAUACAACCCUCAUUCCUAUUUUUCCUUGAAUGUUUCUAGUCAGUAAAAAAGAAAGAAACAGAUUAAAAUAAGAAGGUUAUCAAACUUGACACAUUAUUUCAUGGAGCAUCAUAAAAAUCAAUCAGUAAACCUUUAUUUUUAUUGCACUUUUCAUACAAUGCAACGUGGCUCAAAGUGUUUUACACAGAAGAUAAAGAAGGAAAGAAUACCUAACUCUACCUGACCUAAUCCCUGUCCCUUCAUCCCCACUCCACAAUCCAAGCCCAACAGGAGUGAGUUUUAAAAUGCAGUAACUUCAAAAGACCUUGAUUCAGUAAAAACAGGAAUAUGUGCACUGAGGAAACGCCAUCUUAAAAUUCAAGAUGAGGAACACUGGAGGUUGGGUGAAAAUCUGAAAGUUAAAUCAAAUGAAAUUUAAGAAACAAUAAAUAAAAAUGAAAUAAAAACAAAGUAAAAGAUACUAAAACAAGAGCACAAAAAUAGAUCAUUAAAAGACGACAUUAAACCUAAAAAGAGAUAAAUGCUAAAACACUCAAACAAUGAUAAAAGUUCAUAAUAUAAUAUGUAGUUAAAAGCAAAUGAGGCGUCUAAGAUUCAUCGGUUGUUUUUUUUACUCUUUUAUUAUCACAUUUGUUAAUAUUUUACACACAUCAUAGUGCGGUACCUAUGCAAAAAUCUGCUUAAUGCUUUCUGAUGCAACAACUCAAUGAUAUGUUUUUUUUUUUUUUCGUUUUUUUUCUUUAAAUCUACAACAUGAAGUGGUUCAUUCUACUUUAAAUAUAAACCGCACUUAAAAUUGUUAUUAGUAUGUUGGCUCAAAAUGUUGUUAUACAGUCAUAUUACUGCGUAAAUCAGUCCUUAUUUGAUCCUGGAUUUGAGUUCAAAGAUUUAUUAAUCUGGGUCUUGAAAAGUAAACGUAAUGAUAUAAAGUACAUUGUUGCUCUACAGUCAGGGGAGCUUUAAAAUGGACAACAACAAACCGAUUUCUCAAAGCCUAAAAUCUUUUCUCUCUCUGGGCCUCAGAGCUCCACCCUAAAAAACUCAUGAUGAGAGUUUCUGUUGUGUCAUAACCAAGCAGACACACACUGUAGUUGAUUUGGUCCCAGUUACACUGUCCUGAUGUCUGAAAUACACAGUAGAGCACAAAAUGAGGACUAAUCCACUGCUGUAGAUAGUCAUCAAUGACUACAGUCACUCAAAAUAACGCAGUUACUUUCUGCUGUUGUCUGUCAGUGAAUCCUAAAAUGCAUAAAGGAACCAUUUUGUAUAUACAUUACAUAAAAUGAGUCAUUUUUAACAGUCUCAGUAGAAGUCAGUAGGCUCACGGAUGAGCUCCACAAACAGGUUUUAAGGACAGAGUCAGGUUCUGUUGGAUGUGCGUAUUUUCACAGGUUUCAUUUACAGUAUGUUAGAGAUUGUUUACGUUGAUGUGAAUUGUUUUUUCAGUGCAUGAUCUAACUGUUGUCUGUCCGUUUGCAGAUAUGUUUUGGUCACAGUGGGUCCAGUGUUCACUGAAGAGAUGUGGAGGUUAGCCUGCUGUGCCCUGCAAGAUGCUUUCUCUGCUACAUUAGAGCCUGUCAAGGUACACACUGUACAUACACACCCACACAAAGUUGACGCACAGAUUUCAGGUAGUGUACAGACAUAAGAUGCUAUACAUAGUUUCAUGCCUUAUGAAAACUGACUCGUGAAUAUAGGCAAAAAAGAGAAAUGAGCAGAUAAGGAAAUGAACUGUCAGCACUCUCACUGAUACACUCAGCAGGCCAGUGGGCCAUUGUAAACCACAUAAUCCCCCCGCCCCCCAAAUCUGAACCUACUGGUUGGGACAGAAGUAAUCUAAAAGCAUUUGCUGCUAAUACUGUCAACAUGCUGACACUCCACGUUAAGCUUGAUAACCCCAGUUAACCUCCUGCAGCUGUGAACAACAACUGUCUCCUCACUGUGUCAUCCUCAAUCUGUGACAUCCUGACAGAGGAUGGACAAAUGCAGCUUUAGAGCUGUCAUGUCUUUCUGGCACGUGAGGUCUGAAUGCAAAAGUAAGUGAUGCUUGACUUAAAGAUAAUUGUCUUUGGGUUUUUUUUUUUUUGUAACAAAAAUCCUUUAAUGUUAAGACAAGUAGAAAAUUGAAUAUGUUUCAAAUAACAAAGUGUUUGCCUAACAAUGUAAAGGAAAAGAAAACAGAAUAACCAGCUUUUCUUUGGUAAACAUAGCGUUGAUGCUCUUUCUGAUGGAAAUUGUAUCUGUUCAGCAAAAAAUAGUCCUCUAGAAUCUUAAACAGCUUUUGUAGAACCAUUUUAGUUAACAGACAACAGUUCAUAUAACUUAGACCUUGGUAGCAUAGGCCAUCAUCCACCUCAGAGUAGAUGUUGUCUGCUACCUCAGUGUUGUUCCUGCAGUAAAGUCAGGUAACAGCGAAAUGACGGCAUUAAAAAAAACUGAAAUUCAAUGGUGGUUUGAGGUUUUCAUGUAAGUUUUUAAAAGUAGGAACCAUGUUGAAAGUAACUAUUUUAUAACUAACUAAUUAUAUAUCUUUGACAACAAUGAUUAAACUCAUUUCAAUUAUAUUUCAUAUUCAUAAAUCCAUGUUUUUUUUUUCUCAUCAUAAAUUUAAAAAUGUAGAUGUUUUAGAGAGUCAAAAUGUGUCUGGGAGGUGAAGUGACCAAGAAGGAAGUUCAGUGUUUUGUGUUUGAGAGCAGUCAGUGUCACUUACCAGCUGCAAAAUUGACCACACCCCCUUUUUGGUUAAUGUACUCCAUCCAAAUGAAUAGAGGUUAAUGGAAGUUCCAGAGUCUUUGACAACUCAGUAGCAUAAAACAAGAAAAGGUCAUCAUCUUAUGCACUAAUCUAAUGACUUUAGAGGCAAACACAUUCAUCAUGACUUUUUUAAACAGUGACCAUACAUGAGUAGAAAAGCUCAAAGAUAAAGGGUUAGUGUCUGCUCAGUCUCAGUCCAUCAUGGGACAAACAACCCCAUCUUGUGACCAGAGGUGUAAUGAACUGAUAUCACAUCAUUCAUGUGUGUAUUUAAACUGAGUUGCCUGAGUCAGGUCGUCCCUUUGAAAUUGUCUAUUUUGAUGAUAAUAUCUGGCACCAUACAGAAAUGUAAUGUGGUUGAGAAACAGCCCAACUUCAAGCUUCAAGCACCAUUCACAGCGCUCUUUAACAGCAGGAGCUGUAGGUGGACCGUAUCACCAAAGCUGAGGAGGGGAAAUCACAGCCAACUGUGACUCAAAUUUCAUUUAUUUCUCAUGAUCACAGUGAGUACGACACCAAAUGUAUCUGCUGAUGAGAGCCAGAUGAUAUUCUCAUCCUUGUCUCAAAGUUAUGUGCGUCAUAGCUUUGAUUGUUUUCUAAUGCUGCAUCGCCAAUCACCCAGCAGAAAAGUCAUGAUUAAUGUUUGUCUAAACAGCUGAUAGAUUCGGGUUGUUGUUGAUGAUAAUGAUGAUGAUGAUGAUAAUGAUAACGAUGGUGAUGAUGAUGAUGAUGAUGAUGAUGAUGAAAGGACAGUCUCAGCAGGAAUCCAGCCUCUGCUCCUCUGUGUGUGUAUGAUUUUCUUUGCCUGUGCCUGUGCCUGUGCCUGUGCCUGUGCCUGUGCCUGUGCGUGUGUGCCUGUGCCUGUGCCUGUGCCUGUGCCUGUGCCUGUGCGUGUGUGUGUGUGUGUGUGUGUGUGUGUGUGUGUGUGUGUGUUCAGCAGAGGUGGCAUCGUUAGGCUUUUUUUUAAAGUGUAUGUUGUGUGUUCCUGCAUUUCUGUAGCAGCUGCCUGACUGACAGCAGCUAAGCAGCUUUACAGCUUAGAGCCACAUCUGCAUGUGUGUGUGUGUGUCAGUGUGUGCGUUCACAUGUGUGUUUCAGGGAGGCAGGAUGAUUGAGAUGAGCCAGCACCAAUGACAGAUUUUCUUUACUUGUUUCCAGAAAGUUCUAUUUAAGUACUCCUAACAGUUUUCAUGAGGACAGUUUUUUUUUUUCAAAAUUGUCAAACAAAAUAGAUAAAAUGUUGUUUGUCUUUGAGAUUAACCCACAUUUUGAAUUGUAUGUAACCGUUUCACAUCAUAGACACCACAGUGAAAAUUGAGAGUGCUUUAUUUCCUUCUUCUCUAGUUUUGAUUUUCUUCAUUUUUAUUCUAAAGGUAUAGAUUUUAAAUCAUCGGUUUGUUUUCACUGAUAGCAGACAUUUUGCCAGCUUUAACCAUACACACUCCUCAGCAGCGCUCUUCUUCUAUGACUCUUCAACAGCAUUUGCUCGCAGCCACAGUGGUUUUGAUACUGCUUUCUGUAUCAGAGCAGCUCCACCAUUUGUAGUCAUCUGCUGCAGCGAUUUAUGGAACUUAUGAGAUGAGCACCAAAAGUGAUUACUAUAGCCUUGACAGAGCCUCGAGAGUUUAUCUCUCAAAGUAUCAGGAGAAAUCAUAACAUUAACUCUGAACUGCACUCACAACCAUGCAGUUUUGUUUAUGUAAUUGUCUCUCGACUGUGAGGCAUGCAAAGACAAACAUCACUGUCAUAUGGUGCAUCAUAGGUGAUUAUAUAAGAGCGCCUGUUAUCUAGUGGCACUUUAAGCCUAUACUGCAAUUACAUUUUGAACAUUGAGAUCUAGGAUCUGUUUGUUUUUGUUUUGUUUUUUUCAUGGUCGCGAUGUCAUGUGAUAUUCUGACCUUUUCAGUCCAAGACACCCAGCUCUUAGUUUUAGGAAAUGUUUUUUAAGUAACUACAUGGUCUCCUGUUUGGAUUUUUGUCAUCUGCAGAGAUACUUAGUAAAGCCUGGUGGUCCUUCUUGGUCUGUCUUUGUUCACUUGCAGUUUCAUUAGAGUCACAAAAAUACUGUCUGAAGAGAAACAAAAUUCAGGUUCACAAGUACUUGUGGCUCAAUCUACCUGCAGCAGGGAAAUUUUUCAGCAGAGGUUAAGAAAAUAUCUCUAGAGUUUUGGACCCUGGUGCCUUUGGUCCCCAAAAGGAUCUGGGAAAGUCCUGUGGAGGAAAUGUAAUUUUAUAGUGAGAAUGACUGUAUUGAGAUUGAGUGUCUCUGAAAUGUCAGUAUUAUAGCCCGUCUGUUAAUCCAUCCAUUUAGAUUCUUAAUUUUGUUUUACUUUGGAUUCAUAAAAAUAUCUAUUUUUUCCUAACAGAGAAAAUUCAAACACAAUCCACAAUAAUGCAAAAUGGCAUUUUAUCCCACACCUACUGUAUAAAAUAUAUCAGAGGUUGUACAUACUUGUCAUAGGCUAAGAAAAACACUAAGAUUUUAUGUCUGUGGAGUCACCAGUGAGUUAGUUUAGUUUGGGAAUUCAGAACUGCUCAGUAGUGCAGUAUGACUGAAAAACAGGUUUAUAUUACCAGGGAACAAUAACUGAAAGUGGAAGUGUGCUAGUAUCUGUGGACACUGGAAGCCCCUAAUGUAAAGCUUAGAGUAAAUGGAAGAAAAUCCUUAACAUUUAGCUUAUGCUUUCAAACACAUAAACACAUGACCUUGAACUGGGUUUACAGAUUUAUAGAUGUACGAGGUUUAUAGGUUUAUAAAAAAAAGAGGAAUUUUUCAUUAGCACUGCAUUCAGGUCAGAUUUAAUGAAAUACGUGCAGCCAGUAUUAAAAUGUGUAAUACUUUAAAUCAGGGUGAAAAGUGCAAUUUGUCAGCUGUACUUAAUGCUCAGAAAAAUAAAUCUCUGUUUAUUUUUUAUGUAUUUAAAUCUAUUUGAUUAUAUUUAAAUUAUUUUUUUUUUUAGAAUUUAUUUAUUUAGAUUUCUUACAAUCAGCAUAAAUCUUUUACUUUGAAAACAAUUCAAUUAAAUCAGUUUAAGUGUAUGAAUAUAGUGUAAAUAUGAUGAGCUGUUGAUCAAUCAAGAUUAAUUUAAUUAAAUUUCAUGAAACAAAUUGGAGUUAUCAAAGAUGAAUCCAUAAAACUGUCAUUAUUUAUUCUAAAAACAUUGUUUUUUUUGUGUUAUUACAUAAAUCGAGUUCUAAAAUCUUUUUUACAUUUGACAGACAAAUAUGCAGCACAUAAAGUUUAUUAGCCUGUUUAUAAUGAAUCUAAGUCAUUCAAAUGGAUGGAAAGUUAGUACGCAAUUAGGCCGAAAUAUUUCUGUGAGUGUAAUUUAGUCGUGGGUUUGGGAUUUUUGACAUAUUACUAAACGUUGUGUGGUAGAAAAUAACUACACUAUAUUGUAAAAAAAAGGGCCUAAGUCUGUCUACAUAAAGAUGUAUGGUUAAUUAAUAAAAGAGACAGGUCUGACAUUCAGGUCAAGGUGAAAUUUAAAGGUCAAAAAGAUAUCGGGAAUUGGUUGUAGUUCCACAGAUCUUUUGUGGCUCCAUCACAAGAGGUCUUUUUGAAUUUCUUUCUCAGCUUUGAGCCGACUAGCAGAUGGAGCUGAAAUAUGACCCUCAAUGGUUAAAUAGCAUAUUCUAAUCCAAUACAAUCUACUUUAUUUAUAAAGCACAUUUAAAAAAACAAUUAAGUUUAGCAAAGUGCUGCACAGUACAGUACAAUAAAAUAAAAUUACUGAAUGAGCAAAUAAAUAAAUAAAAAAAAAACAAUAAAAGAACAGACAGAGACAGACCACACAACUUUCAUGCUGGGUUAAAAGCCAAGGGGUAAAAAUAAGUUUUCAGUCGGGAUUUAAAAACCAUUAAAGCAUAUUGAUUAAUGAUGCCAUUACAGAUGGUCAUUCAUACAGGCUGUUAACCUGGUGUCAUAGAGAGUUGUUCACACACAGAUAUUUGGGUCAUUACAGUGAGGAAAUCAAAGGUGUGGGAAUGUGGUUCUUAGUGUUUUUAGCAGAAAAUUUAAAGAAGGGAAGGCCAGAAGUUUGCUUUUAUAUUUAAUACACUAUUUGUAUUUGACACAUAUGGUUGCUUUCUCACUCUCUCCCUUUCUCUUUCUCUCUCUGUUUUCCUGCAGAACCUUCUCGCGUGUUUUCAUAGCGGUUCAGACAGCUUUUCUGGAGACGCCUGUGAGGUGAAGGUGGCAGCUCCAUCCCACUCUCCCUCAGCUGAGGCAGAGUACUGGAGGAUCAAGGCAAUGGCUCAGCAGGUCAGUAUGGGCUAAAGAGGAGUUUUAGUACCACUGUAGCCAAUCCAGGUCUGUUUACAUGUCCUCUUUGUGUCCCAGGUGUUUAUGUUGGACACCCAGUGCUCCCCAAAGACACCAAACAACAAGGAAGGCUUCGAGCACGCACAGUCCUGUGUCCUCAUCAUAGAGCUGCCCCCUGACUCCCAGUCCAAUGGACACACUCAGAAAAGGUAGUCUGCCUACACACUCAUGCACUCACUCUCAGUUUCUUAUUUUCACACCCAAACCCUGAAAAAUUGAUUGAAUUUUUAGAUUUUUUUAAUUGACCUUUGUGUUUUUACACUUUUUUUCCUUUGAAAAAAAGGAAAAAACUGUUGCAAAAUUAUGAUUCUUUCGCUUUUGCAUUUAGGUCAGCAGCUUCUUCACAUUUUAUUGUCAAGAUUUCCAUAGUUGUCGACAACUUGUCAUGAAAAGUUAUUUCUCUUGUGGUAACAAACCAAGAACCCCAUAUACAAAGGCUCUGUGUUGUGGCAGCAGCUAGUUUGAUUCCCAGCCCUGACCCCUUGCUGCACAUUUUCCCCGCUCUCUGAUUCACACAUUCCUUUCUCUCUUUAGCCUUCAUUUCUAACAGAGGUAAUUAAUUUUCCAUCUGUGCUUGUCUUUUUGCUGCUGGGGUUACAGGAAAAUUGGGUAAGGCUAUUUUCUCUGACGUGUGAUUUUUCUAUCAUGCUUUACACUGUAAAAAUAGAUACCUAUGCAGUUUGGAUCCGUACAGGGUUUGUGUGGUCUCUCAAGCGUUAAUGACUCAGAAUUUCACAACAUUGUCACAGUUUAGUUUUUGACUUAUUUGCCAUCUGUGAGUGUGAUGAGGUGUGCCUAUCUGUGUGAUGAACAACAUUUAUAUUUGAAGUUUAUUUUGAAACCUAUACCUGAAAUGUUUGUCAUUGAAUUUCAUGAAUUAAAUAGGACUUAGGGAUGGGUGAUAUGGCCUCAAAUUAAUAUCACAACAAAUUGAGCAGUUCACCUCGAUAACAAUAAAUGGACGAUAACUACUUCACAAGCUGCUCACCCCCUCCCACAUUAACUUCGUGUACUUCAGCUGCUGCUCCAGCAGCUACAACUUUUGAACUGUCCUCCAUCUCCUCACAUGUCUUUCCCUCUUUGUUCCUUUUUUUGACACAGAAUAUACCGAUAUGGGCCAAAUGAGGUCGGUUAUUGUCGUAAAUUUCGGUAUCUGUAAAUUUUUGGUUAAUCGCCCAGCCCUAGUAGGAUUUCACUUGGAAGGAAAAGUGCUAUCAAAGCUUCUUUUAAAGCCAAACACUUUUCUCUAGAUGCCACAAAAGAAGCUACUGUAACAGUUAACUACCAUGUAAAAAAAACUGUCUAUUGUUCUUAUUUAUUUUUAAACUGUUUCUGAAUUUUGCAGGAUCCCAUUCAGGACCAUUGUAGUGAGCCUUCUAUCCCACCAGGUUCUGCUUCAAAACCUGUACGACAUCCUGCUGGAGGAGUUUGUCAAGCAGCCUGAUGGUCAUGAGAGGGUCACACCUGUGAGCUCUGACCCCAGCAGAGCCUCAGCGGGUUUCCUGCGCUACAUCUCCAUGACUAACUUAGCUAUAAUCCUGGAUCUGCUGCUGGACUCUUACAGGUGAGAAAGUCAGGGGUAUAUGCAGACAACAUUGUCAUAUAUGCUGGUUCUAAUGAUUCAAGUGUUCAUGUUAGUAAUGUUGAUGAUAUUAAUUAGCUUUACACCCUGAUCCCCUGGUUUCUUCUCCUGCAGGACAGCACGGGACUUUGACACUCGCCCGGGUCUGAAGUACCUUCUGAUGAAGGUGUCAGGUGUUUGCGGAGCGGCAAAUCUGUAUCGUCAGUCUGCCAUGAGCUUCAACCUGUACUUCCAGGCCCUGCUGUGUGCCACACUUAGCCAAGCUGAUGGCAUGACUGCACAGCAGGUGAACACAUCAUCAGAACUCCUCAGCUGUCUUCACUCACAUGCUGUCUGUAUUUUCAUGCAGCGCAGAUACAUUGAAAUGUCAUUUGUGGAUUUGGAUACUUAAGGUCAUUUUUUAGUAACAAACUUUUUAAGAGCUUUCAACUUCCAUUGAGAUCUUUUAGAGUUCUCAAGAUGAUAGUUUAAACUCUUCACUGUUUGGUUUCAGUGUCUUUUUCAGACCUCAUGUUUAGCAGAAGCAGGCAGCUUUUUCUCUUGAACAGAUUUGAUGAAUCCAAUUUAAGCCAUCUGACCAGCAUUAGACAACUAAUGAACUCAGGUUCAAAAGACAACAGAGGGUGAAACAAGUCAAGAAUGAAUCAGUUUUGGUUAAGAAAGAACAAAGAUUAAGACAACACUUAAAUAUUUGACCAUUGCUCUUCAUCUUUUUAGUGCAUGAAAAGGCACAUGUUAGCAUGCACAUUAGCCAUACAAGAUACAAAGACAUGUGCAAGGACAACAACUCAAUGAGACGAUGAUGGUGUCUAAGAAUAAGAAGCAGUCUAAAAAAAGAUGAACACAGCUAAAGGCUCUUCUGCAGUUGCAGGCAUUUCCGUGCAACUUCUUAUGAAGUCAUCCUCUGUUUUAAAGGGGUAUUCCUCGUAAAAUUAAGUUAGGGUCAAACACACCGUACUGCUGAGUGCAUCGGAAAAUUUAUGAUUAUUACUUACUGAAAUGCAAUCAGACUGAGACGCUAAAGCAGAAGAACUACCAUGUCUGCAGUAGUGCUGGACGAUAAUUCGAUAACAAUAUAUAUCGAUCGAUAGACGUGUGCUGCGAUAGAAAAAAAACGGGUCGAUAAAAAGUUCGAUAGAAAAACACAGUUUCCCUUUCUUUUUCAUCAUAGCCUAUCAUGUAGCUUUUACUACAGUCAUUACUUCCUCCCAACCAAUCACAAACGCAGACCCAGGUACGCUACGGCACCAAGCCCAGCCCCUAUCAAACCACAACAGACAGCACGUGUAUUAGAAAAAAUGAUACAGCAAGGAGAAGCGGAGGACAUUGUCAGUAGUUCACCAGCAUGGCAAUGUUUUGGUUUUUAGAAGUCUGACAAAAAGCGAACAGCGGUCGUUUGCAAAAUUUGCAGAGAAUUGGUAAAAACCAAGUCUGGUAACACAACCAACUUGUUUUACCAUCUAAACCGGUCCCACCCGCAGGAGUACGAGCUGUGUCGGCCGCGCCGCGGCUCCACGUCGUCGGAGGAGGAAUCCUCUGGAACCGCUGCCAGCACCAGCACAAAGCAUGUGAAGCAGACCAAACUGGACUUCGUUUCUUGCCAAAAUACGACAAAGCGUCCGAGCGGCAUAAGGACAUCACCCAUGCAGUAACAUGCUUCAUAGCGAGGGACAUACUGCCAAUAACUACCGUUGAAAAGCCUGGCUUCGACCAGCUUCUAGCCACUCUCGACCCGCGAUAUGAAGUGCCCGGCCGCAAGUAUUUCUCAAACACAGCGCUUCAGGCAUGAAAAUGGGUCAGGGGUUGAAAAGGUGAGAAGAAUGCAUCCCGUCCACUCAUUAGCUUCUUAAAGUGGAAGAAAAUGAGCUCAUAUUUAACAAAGACGCGAGUAUUUGGAUCAUGGCUACUAGCAGGGGGUGCAUUCGGCAGGGGUGCAUUCUACGACACAACACCGGCGUGGAUAAGUCCUGCUUCUCGUGCUCAGUUUGCGUAUCAAGUCAAUCACAUGAUAAUUAAAAAAAUAAAUCUCCCGGCCCCGGGAGAAAUAUUUCAGUGUUCAGACACCAGGCUGUGGGCAGUUUCUCACACAGUUAAAACUGGUAGUAUGCUAUUCCCACCUAAAGCUAUUCUGUUUAUUUAUAUAUUUGUUUGUUUUGUUUAUUUUCAUCAAAAGACUAUUUAAAUAUUUAUUUAUCAGAUUUUCUGGUCACUUUAGUCUUUAUGUUUGUCAGUAUUUACUGACGUCACUCAGGCCCCUUAAGUUGAUUUCUUUUUUUUUUUAGUUCUUUUUUAAAAAACUUUCAGUUGUGGUAAAAUAAAAAAGGUGGUUGAAUAAAGGUUUGAAUUUGAAUUCAGUGCUUGUGUGUUCUUUAUUAAAAGUAGGUCAUUAAGCAAUAGCAUAAAACAUCCAGGGCUGCAAUUAAAAUAUAUGUUAAAUAACUAUAAUAAUUAUAUCGAUAAUUAUCGAUAUCGAUCAAUAUGAUUUAUUUUUUAUCGAUAUGCUUUUUUUCUAUAUCGUCCAGGCCUAGUCUGCAGUGCACAUACAAGAUACACAAGAACUCUGAUUGCAUUUCUAUAAAGUAAUAAUCAUAAAUUUUCUUCCUUGAGCUGCUAAACUCCGCUUCACUCGAUCGAUUCAUCAGGGCUCCCUCACAAACAAGCAGCUGCUGAGGGAGAGUGGGUGAGUUGUGUUUGGUGUCUUUGCUGAAGAAACCAGGCAAAGCUGAAAAGAUGCUUCAUGGCUCGUACUAUUGCUGAGAUGUAGACCACUGUGUAUUGCUAUUGUGCAGUCAUUGCUGAAGUUGAUAUAACUAAAGAAGCAAGCAGUCGGCAACAUUCAUCUCUGGAUGGGGUGUCUAACUCAGUGUUCUGGUGUGUUUGACCCUAACUUAAUUUUACGCCGGAAUUUCCAUUUAAUCAUACUGUUGCUAAGGGGCUGCACAUUUGCCAGAAGAACAGAUGUGGGGUUGUUAAUAUGGCCUAGCCUUUAUGUUAGCAUGUAGCCCUGCAAAUUUAUGUUGAUGUUGGGCCUGAUUUUUUUGUCCUCCAUUUUUUCCCGUUUGCUCCUUGGUAGAUGUAAUGGAAUAUGUUCGGAGCAGGUCUCUUUAUGUAAAAAACAAUUUUGUCACAAAAGUCACUCCUUUAAACUCUUUUAGUCAUUUCAUCGCAGCACAGUUUUGAACAGUCUGCGAACUGUCACCAAGCAACCACCCCCUGAAGACUCUGUGAUCUUAAACAUAUUAACAGAGGAAUCAAGUUGUGUUUGACACUUGUUUCACCUGUAUUCAGGUAAAAAGGAUCCUGUAUGAGGAAGAGGAGGGCAGCUCUGACUCCUCUCAUCCUGGCUCUGCUUCCUCAGAGGAUGAAGACAUCUUUGAAGAAACAGCACAGGUGAUGAUUACAGCUUUUGUUUUGUACUAGUCAUAGUAGGAAAAUACAUGUGUGAAAACCAGUUAAUAAAACUGUGUUUCUCUUCUUUUCUCGUGUUACAAGAAUAGUCACCAAUGUUUUUUACAUUAAAUAUCAAGUAAUCCACUUUGCGCUGUUUUGUCUCCUCCCAGGUCAGCCCCCCUCGUGGCCGGGAGAAGCGUCAUCAUUGGCGAGCCCCAAUCCCAUCUCUCAGCGUGCAGCCUCUUGGCAGCGCAGACUGGGCCUGGCUGGUCAAACGCCUUUACAAGCUCUGCAUGGACCUCUGUAACAGCUACAUCCAAAUGCACCGGGACCUGGAGAGCACACUGGAGGAGACGGCACUGCUGAGAGGAGGAACAACAGGAGGAGGGGAUCACGUCUUCUUCCUGCCUCUCUUUCAGUCUGAGACUUCCACCCCGACAUCAGCUGGUGGGCUUUCAGCCAGAGGGACACCAUCAGAGGAAGGCGGGUCCAGAUGUCAAGCUGACACGAGUGCAGCAUCACCAGGAGACACGCCCACACCCAGUCCAGGAUUCAGGUCUGACUGAGUUUUCUCAGAUCUUCAACUGAAAUUAGGAUUUAUUCUCUCUUAGUCAUGUAGUCUAGCUGUAGAUCACCACAGCCUGGCGCUGUCUGUUUAAAGGUGGGGUAGGCAAGAUUCUGUUAAAGAAGCGUCAUUUUUUGUGGUGUAUAUCCAAAAAAGCUUUUAAUAUCAGUAAAUUGCUAUUAGUUAUUGAUGACAUUUGGUAAUAUAACGACAUCGCUGUGUUUUGUUAUGUCUCUGCAGUCAACAUUUUAGAUUUUUUGAGCAGCCCGCUCUUUCUGACUGUAAACAACGCCAUUCUCCGCCUCCCAGACCUGAUUGGCUGUGAGGCAGACGCUGCUUCCUCAUGUUGUGAGAGACGCUCUACGUCCUCCAAUAACGUGCAUGAGCCCAAACAAAUUUUGCGUGCUACAACAUUGGACAGUAGAAACCCACCAGAAAGUACAGAAAACACAAGUAAUAAAACAAAGCAAAUACCAGAGACUCUGGCAGAAUAACGGGUGCUUAAAACUUAGAUAGACCGGACAAGAGCUAAAAAGCCGGGUCAACAUCAGCAUAAAUAAUGGGGGACACUUUGGGAUCUUACGGACCCUGUUAUCUUUCUGCUGGACAGGUAAACCACUUGAACAAAGUAAGCCAAGUGUCUGUAACAGACGUGUUUCUUGUCAAACGGGACCUUCUGCGUGUUGUAGCGCCGCUAAACUGUUUACCUCGGGUCCUGGAGUAUGUCACUUUAUCCUGGUUUUAGAAGUCCUGCAAACGUUGUGUUUGCUGCUAGUCUGUUGGCAUCUACAGUAGCACUAAUGCUUUAUACUUUCACGUUGACUGGGCCCCAUUUGUUAUAAUCUGAAGUAUUUAUCUGCGUUAUAUCUGAAUUUAAUUGAAACGAUACGAGCGAGCAGGAGUGUCUGUUUGUGGGCGGGGCUUUCUGGAGCAGAGACGGAGGGGAGAGGAGGAGCUGAGGGGAAAACUGGUUGGGAGGGGUAGAGUUUACAUUCAAGAUUUCUCCCAAAAACUGGCGCUUCCUCAGAUCCUGCCUAUCAGAAGAUCUUUUGUACCCACAGCCAUCAGACUUUAUAACCUUUGUGUAAAUAGUUGAUGACUUCUAGAGACAUGUCAAGGGAGGCGACAUACAAUUGAAUUUCCCAGGGAUCAAUAAAGUUCUUCUUAUCUUAUCUUAUCUUAUCUUAUCUUAACCCACCUUUAAUGCUCUUUGUUCGUUCAUUUCCUUUUUCACUUAUUGAAAUGCCUUUACAUGCUGGCUCAAAGGAUGCCAGGGCAUCUGCAAUUUCAUAAUCACCUUUCUAGUCCACUUCUUUCUCUGAGGCAGCAAUCAGAGCAUCAAGGAAGGUGGUCUCUGUAGACCUAUUAUUUCAGACUGCCACAGGUCCGUGACCAAAGGCACUUAAGUCCCCAUGGAAAUAAAACUGACAGCAAAGUUACUUUACUUCCCUUUUGAACUUUUCUUUUUUACCAUCAGGUUGUAUAGGAUGGGACUCAUUUUUGGAGCAGCCUCAAGUGGCCAUUUAGUGAACUGCAGCUUUAUGCAGGUUUACACUGGUUUUAUUUGUCAGCGGUUGUUGGUCAUGUCUAAAUAAAACAUUCAUCCCCUCUCCGUACAGCUGCACAGGUAGUCUGCCCCAUCACUUUCGUACUGGAGGCGAGAGAAGAGAAUCCGGUAUUACUGGGAGCUCGGCAGGAGGAGCUCCUGGUAGCAGCGGGCCUGGAAGGAGAAAAGAGUGGUGGGAAAGUGCCGGAAACAAACUGUACACCAUCGCCACAGACAAAACUAUCAGUAAGCUGAUGAUGGAGUACAAGCGCAGAAAACAGCAGCAGCAGCAGCCGCAGCAGAGCCAGCUCAACCUGUUCAUGAGGGAGCAGGGCCGGGCAGCAGCAGCAGGAGGGGUUGGGGAAAGGAGGGGCCCUGUGGAACCACAGAGGCCCCCACAGAGGCCCCAGCAUCUGGUGGACCAGCAAGGUCCUCCUCUGAGGCAUUCGGUCAGUGCAGGACCCGAAGUCCUGAGGCAGGAGAAGAGACCACGGUCAGGAUCCACAAUCAGCUCCCACAGCAUUUCACUGAGGGACUCUGAAGCUCAGAUCCAGGUACAGAGAGUGGGUCCUAUGGGUAGAUGUGAUGAUUAUGAUUUAAAGAUUACAAGUAAGGUUUGGUUGAGGACCAAUAACUAUAAGGGCAGUGUAUCAUGUUUAACAACAUUUUAGGUUUGACUUUUGGCUUUACUUAGGCACUUUACUUCAGACAAGGUCAAAUUUGCCUGAGAUUGUUGACUUGCUGUGCAAUGAAAGUGUGUUUGUGUUUUCAGAUGGACACAGCUCUCUAUAAAAUAAUUAAACAUCAAAAAUGCCUCUAAGAAAACAAGAGAAAACAAACUCAACACAUCGUAUUGUUGAUCAAUAACAGGUUAUUUAAAACAAACCAGUAGAUAAGUAAAUAUACAUAAAGUUCUUAAAAUGCAAUGUCUUAUUUUCUUAGAGCUCCUGUGAGGAACUUUCAGUUUGUGUCAACAUUGGCGACCCCUGUGGACAAAGCAGUCUCUUCUUAUCCUAUCCUCUGAGUGCUUAAAGGGAUAUUCUGGCAUAAAUUUAAAUUAUGGUCAAACACACCGUAAAACUGAGUUAGACCCCCCCUCAAGAGAUGACUUUAGUAACAACCGCACUAUAGCAAUACACAGGGGUCCAUGUUUCCACGCACAAACCUCAACCAAAAAGCCACUCUAUAGCCACAAAUAAUGCUCAGAGCAGCACCUAACUUCAUCAAAAGUACAUACAGGGUCCCAGCCAUAGUACUAGUCACUAAACAUCUUUUUAGCUUUUCCUGGUUUCUUUAGCAAAGAGACUAAGCACAACUCACCCACUCUCUUCCAGCAGUCGCUUGCUUGUGGGGGAGCCCCAGGGAAAUGCAAUCAGACCGAGAGGCUAAAGCAGAAAAACUACUGUGUCUGCAGUGCAAAAUGAUUAAUAUGGUGAUUAUUACUUCAUGGAAAUUAUCCACUUCACUCAGUGAUUGACUCGUCAGGGCUCCUUGUGUCUGGUCUCUUUGCUAAAGAAAUUAGGCAAAGCUUAAAAGAUGUUUGAUGGCUAGUACUAUGGCUGGGGCCCUAUAUGUACUGUUGAUGAAGUUAGGUGCUGUUCUGAGCAUUAUUUGUGGCUAUAAAGUGGCUUUUUGAUUGAGGUUUGUUAGUGGAGACGUAGACCGCUGUGUAUUGUUAUCCUGCAAUAGUUACUAAAGUUGGAAUAACUAGAGAAGCAAGCAGUCGGCAACAUUCAUCUCUUGAGGGGUUGUCUAACUCGGUGUUACGGUGUGUUUUGCUCAUCUUGUCCCUAAUAUUCUUGGUUGUUUUCAGAGAUCACACAAAGGCGUCAAUAUGAAUUCCAGUUGACUUCAUAAACAUUAAAAACUUCUCAUAGGAGCUUUAAAGUCACAGAUGUGGUGUUUCUGUCUCAGCAGACAACAAAGUCAGAGUGUCUGUGCUUCAAUCACAAUUAAAUUAGAUUAAAAAUGACCAGGCUCAAACUUUCUUUCUUUUUCUACUUCACUUUUUGAUGUUCACUUAUGUUUAAGGGCCUUCAUGGACAGCUGGUAUGGUGCAGUAGGUCACAAAAGUCACAACUCCGAUUGUUUAAUGGUCUUGAGGCACAAAUCAGUGCACAUUUCAGACUCUUUUUGAUGAAGCAAGUUCAAGCUUGAAAUAGAACAAUGGUGUGAAUUUCUAACUUGCCUCAUACUUGACUACCCAGUGUUGUAGCAGCUGCUGUUGAAAUUUUCUUUCAUAUUUUUGUAUUAGUCAUUUUUCCAGCAGUAGUUAUUAGUCUUGAGAGUGACCUAAAAUCCUACAGCAUGUGUGUUUCUCUUCACUAAAUCUCUACAUAGGCAUUUACUGGCAGCAGGUUGAUUUUUGCAAGACAAACAUCUUCCUGAGUUUUGAUAACAGCAUCUUUUUCUGCACAGGCAUGGACCAACAUGGUCCUGACUCUCCUCAACCAAGUCCUCCUCCUGUCAGAUUCCUGCUUUCUGGCGCUCCAGCCGGUCUUCUACCCCUGCCUCAGCCAGCUCACCUGCCAUGUGACCGACGCCCGCGUUCGCCAGGCUCUACGUGAGUGGCUGGGCCGCGUUGGCAGACUCUAUGACAUCAUUCUGUGACGCUGCGGCAAAGAAACGCAAAAGUACUGGACUAUUUAUUCAGUCAGUGUGUCAGUGAAGGAUGAAAAACAGGUGAAAGAUGAAUGAGGUUGACGCGGUGUCACUAUGCAGUAGAUUAACAGAGUGUUUCAUCAGCUGAUGGUCCCGCAGCGUGUCAGACUAGCUGAACAUUCAGAGGCUUUACCAAGUUAGAGAUUUGAUAGGCUGGUGAGAGUGAAUGUGAAUGUGCCAUUUCUGCCUGUUGCUCUUGGGUUAAAGAUGCUCAUCACCACAACAAACACACCGGUCAAACAGGCCAGUUUAACAGAUGCUAUAAAUCACAGAAGCAGGCGAGAACAGCAAAUUGGACCAAAGAUGUAGCUCUGCCAUAAUUCACACUGAUUUAACACCACUUUAAAUAAAGCCGUGAAGCACUAAUGUAUGAUUUGCUGGUAAUUGGUUUGAAAAGCCUUUUAAAAACACAGUUUUCAUAAAAAUGCUCAGUUCACAGCAUAAACAGUUUUUUGUUUAUUUAUUUAUUUUUUUAAUAAGCUGUGAAGUCAAAAAAGUGCUUACUGCAAUGAAGGCAAAUGACAUUUUCCAUAUCAUCACAGAAAUCCCAACAUUCAUUUAUUUUCAUGUGCAUUUUUGGCCUCUGGUUUAAAAUUGCACAUCAGAAUAUAUCUCUCGAUGAAGGAAAACUAAAUCUGCCCCACAGUUUCUGACUUCUGGUUAAUCCCUGAAAAAUAUGAUGCACAGACGCCACAAGGGCAGAUCACAAGUGAAAAAAAAUCAUACACUAGAAUCAGGUCACUGUGUUCACAUUUUUUAUGCUGUUGUAUUUAUUUAUUUAUUUGUUUGUUUGUUUGUUUCUUGAGCUUUACAGAGUGAGGACAUCUUUCCCUUGGCACGCAUUUUCGUCAUGCAGCUUUAAACGCAGAGCUCAGUCUUAUUUAAAGGAAUGUUUUUGGCUGUUAUUCACAAACAAAGAGUGUUUAACCAAACUGCAAUCAAGUAUUUAUUUUAGCCAAAGUUUGUAAACAUACAGUAUGUGUAUUUAUAUGUUUAAUGCCUAUGAUAUAUCACACUUUAUUUCAACCACAUCUAUGUGCAUAUAUUUAUGCAGAGGCAGUACAUUGAGAGCUGUUUUGUUUUUUGUAUCACCUGUUGCAGUAUGUGCUUGGAUCUUCUAUUCUUAUUUACAUUGAAAUAUUUCUUUUUUGGUUGUUUUGGAUGGAUGCGCUGGACUUUAACAGGGUUUCUGUCAUAAAUGAGUCACUGCGUUGGCACCACAUAUACUGUACUCUGUCAGGUUUCAUUACUUAAAAGUUGCUAAGGCAAAUUUUUGUCAUUUAGGUUAUGGUAAUGGCAGUGUUUUGAUCUGAGACCAGUGCAUGAAGUAAAAACUACAAGAAUGCUGUUUACUUUAAGAAAUGCAUCACAAAACCAUUCACCACAGCCCACGCACAAAAAUCCACCUUCUUGAAGCCCCUGUGAGGAUUUUUUGACUGAACCAACAGUGAUGGAUUUUCAUGACCUGUAAAAGUAAACAAUUCAUUCAACAAGAUCAAAAUCUCUUUAUCGCAGUGUUUUAUACGUGAAAUUGUUGAGGGGAUAGAUGUCACUCGAGACUAAGCUUGUUUUCCUCAGUCAAUAUCCACAAUAAGUGAAACUUUUUCACUGCUAAAAUAAUGUAUGAUGACUUUUUUAGUCAUAAAACACAACUUACACAUGUGCAGGUAAAAAUCAGUAAGAGACACCGAAAUGGGGAAAAGAGAAACCUUCUCACAGGAAAUGAAAUGGGACUAAAUAUACAUGAGGUUUUCUGAAAUCCUGAAUUUUUACUUCAUAAGUAGCCUUAAAAUUAAAAACAAUCAAAGUCAGAACUGCCAGUUUUGCCAUCAAACUCCGCUAUUUACCUACUCUAUCUUUGGUAAGCUCAAAUUUUUAUGACCCCUAUCGUCUUUCCUCCAACAACUCAUUUGUUGGACACAUUACAUUUUAAAACAAGACACAAAGUUUUCUAGACACGUAUAAAGCUCAUUCCUUGGUUGACCCUUUCAGUUUCAAUACACAUGACUAAUUUCUUGCAUGGAGCUCUGGGUAAGCUUCACGUAUUUAGCUUUACUCCUAUGCAAAAGAAAAAAAAACUAGGGUGGUUAUCUCCAAUCACAGCUACUUUGACUUCUAAUAUCACAGAAUCCAAAAAUCUAAUUUUCUUUCACAUAAUGUAAGUUGCCUUUCAUACUUUCAGAGGUGGCCAAAGCUGCCCCCUUGCCAACCCCUUGCUCCACCACUUAAGGGAUGCUGCCUGUUUUCUUUUUUUUUCUUUUUUGUCUCUUAAAAACAUUCAUUUAUGUAUUUAUUUAUUUUUAAUCAAGUUUCUUUAUUUAUUAACGCGUUUAAAAUCAACCAUUUUGGAGAGAUUGGACAGUGGAAGUAUUUUAUAUGGAGUUCAAUCAAACCAAAAUAUUGAAAUAAUGAACACGGAUGAUAGUAAGAGGAUACAAGUAAAUUCAUAACAGCAUAACAACAGUCAUAGCCUCAUUGUGGCUGUUGUGCUUUCAUGGUGAUGAACAGAAAAGAGGAUGUCUUAAGGUUCUGUGUAGCUGAUUGAAAUAUGUGUAAGUAUUUAACAAACCAGGUCCAGGACUGAAACCUUGAAAUGGUUUAUACUGGAUGCCUGGAAUGAAGGACAAUGCUGCUCUGUGAUUCCCCCUGUGUCACCUCAGUUGGCUCUAAAAAUUCAUUUCCACAAAGGAAUUACGACAAUGACGUAGGAUAGAGUGAUAACAUCACACAUGUCUCAAACAUGGACUACAAUAUUUACAUGAUAAAUAUGGCAGUCCAUCAAUCAGGCAAAUGCUACAACAACACAUGUUUUUGAGACUUUGUUUCUUCUUAAAGUAGGUUAGGCCGUUUAUUUUAAAUUCAAUUGAGAUUUAUUGUUAAAAUCCUCUUAAAGUCUCAACAGCAAUCAGUAAAUCAAAUGCAAUGACAAAAAUAGAGAAAACAAAUCCACUUCUACAAUUAUUUUACAUACUACUGGCAUUUGUCAGUUACAUUUACUAUCAACUGUCAUCGUUUGUAUCCCAAACUCUGCACGUUUACUGUGCAAGAGCCUGAAGCACUUUUGCAUGUUUCAGUGAAGGUUAAAGACCAACAUCUGCCCUACCUGUGCAACACGCCUUCUGUCCCAGUUUCUGUGAAUAAUGUCAAUGAAGAAAAAUAGAAAAAGCAAAGUGUUAAGCUAUAUGUGUCUGAAGAUUUGGGAUAUCCAAUACUCUCAUAGACACAGGCAUACAGAUUACAAGGUUAUUCCAAUGAUCGGUUACACGGUUUAAAUUUUUUUUUUUCUUGCUGGCCGUGCCCACAUGGUCAACAUUAGACCACUUCCCUUGCUGUUGCAAGGCAAUGCAACACUUCCCACAGCACUCCUGCUUCCCUCAGUAGUAGCUGCAAGUCUAAUUUAAAAUGUUGUGUAUACUUCAUUUAUGCUUUUAUCCAAUUGCAUUUUACAGAUCAAAUGUAAAACAAUUGGUUGAAAUUAGUAGCAUUGGCAGAGGCUACAGACCUGGAAAUUGUGCCUUUGAAAAUAUGAGUGUGGUUGACAUCUUCAUGUUGAAACACCAUCUUAGAUUUAUUGCCUUAGUUUGACUAAAAUCACAGUGUGGUUGGGAAUCGAUUUUCUCUGUCAUGCACACCCAGACUAAAGCUGAAAUAAGUACUCUGCACACGCUCCAUUGUUUGUACUGUGGGCCAAAAGAAGUUGAAUUGCACUAAUGUGCUGCUAAAAAGCGAGGUAGUAAAAAAAACCUAACCUGACAAAGUGAUGAUGUGAAAAGACGUAACUUUCCUGUCAUAUAAACAAAUAAUACAGAGGUAUAGAAGUAACUGUUUUCAGUAUUUGAUGUAUCUUCUGUUAGCUCGUGCUAGCCUCUUGCUAACAGGUGAUUCAUUUACUUGUAUCAUUUUGAUACAUAAUUGGUCAACUUGGAGACAGCCUGGUGCUAACAAGCUAAAAGGAGGCAUGUCACCACCUAUCAUAGCUGAGGCUUUUGUCAGUAACUCUCUUUUUGUCCAAUCAAAUCACCAAAUGGAGCUUUAACUGCAGCUUAACUUAGCUGUGCAUGUGAAGGUACUGAAUGUUGACAUCACAAGUCCCACCCUGUCUUGAAUCUGAUUGGCUGGCAAUGCCGACUAGUGCCAUUGACACUGUUCCAGAAGAUGUACUCUUUUCAACAAGAGCAACAACAAAAACAGAUAACACUGGAGCAUUUAUGCUGAGUCUGCAAAUGCUACACUGCAUGGUUUUGUAUAAAGUAUGGGUGCAGUUUCCACUGACAGUGCAGCGUUCGCAGUCAGUGGACACCAGCCCUUACCCUGCAGCCUUCUUAAAACCAAUCAGAGCAGAGGUGAGGCAAGAUUUUCUUAUUUAUGUAAAACUUUGCUGACAUUGUCUUUCUUAUACACUAAAACCAUUGAUUUAACCUUGCUGUACUCACUUUUUUCAAUCACAGUAACAAGUAGAUUUCAAAUUUGCCAUUUCUGUUCAUUGCUAGGGCUUAAUAUGUCUACUGAUGGUCCUGUAGAGUUCUUAUGCAAAGCGACAGUCCACUGCACAAAGAAAUGACAGACAUCAAAAUGAUAUAAUCUGAAAAAUCAGAAUCCGUGGUAUAAUAAUAACUUCAAAAGGUAAAGAAAACUGUGAAAAACAAAAAUACCAAUCCAAGUCAUGGCCGUUAUCAUGAGGUGAAAAGAUUGUCUGUUGUACUUGAGCUUAACUCUGAAAGAAUAAGCAUUUAUCACAUAGGCCAUUUAACAAAAAACCCUCUGAAGAAAUCUACUAUUGUGUCAGGACCCCCUUUGACCCGCAGUCAUGCUUGAGACUGAAGUGACAUCAGUUAACAGAUGAUCAGAACAUUUGGGGUCAAUGAAAACCUUGUCCUUGUUCCUACUUGGAAAUCUGUCUUGUAGGGUCAGUCUUCUCGACAAACAGCAUUAGCAUGUCUCGUCUCUCUGCCCUGCCCUGUCCCGUCUCCCUCGUCCUUCUGCCCCUCCCAGUGCCCCUGACCCGUCCCCAUUUUUCUCCCCCUGUUAUUUGACGGCCAGCGGUUAGUGGACAGAUGUUGUGGCCUCUCAGUGUGAUCGGCUGCAGUGAAGGGCAGGAUUUACUUGGUGUUAAAUCCAUGACGGCCUUUCCAUCUGAAAAAAAAAACAGUCGACUAAUGUGUCAGUGUCAUGCAACAAUUCUGCGCGCUUUUCAUUGAGUCAAUCGCUCGGACGAUUAUCCUUCUUUCAGGUCCCACUAGUAUUGUUUGUGUGUCAAUAUUUCUUAUGAUUUGAACUAAAUCUUAUAGCUGGAUCUCUGAGUUUUACGACUUAUGUACAUUUCAUACAUUGGAUUGGAAUAGAAUUGAAUUUUUAAAUGUGUAAGCCGGCUGAAAUUUAUCACACGCAAAAACUUCAUCUGCACUCUAAGCAGAUUUGAUUUGUUUGGUUAUAGCUCAGUACUGAAAGAAAGCCCUCAUGUAGAUGGUCUUGCACUCUAACAGCAGAAUGAUUUGAGAAGUUUUUUUGCUAGAUUUAAAGCUCUUAGUUUUCUUCCCUAUUUUUUCACACCCUUCUCAUUUAAAUUAAGUUGCACUUUUACUCCUAAUUUACAGUAAAAUCAUGUUUAUUGAGAGGGUCUACUUUUGAUUUUAAGGGGCUUUCUGAACUUUAAGCAACCAGUGACUUGGUGCACAUGCUUUUAAAAAUAACCGUUGAAAGAACUUAAGGAUUAAGUGUUAAGAAAAUUGUGAAUUGAAGAGGAUUUGGCACAUCAGUCGAUUUAUCAGGGUUUGAUUAUCGGGAGGAAAUGACUGUCAGACAGUGUGGGACUGAAAGCAGAGCAGACACUGACACCAACCAAGAAGAGUAAUGACCCAGACAUUUGACACAGUUUCCAAAGUGGACAACCACGUGACAGAUGGCGUCAUAAGAACGUAUAGAAGCGGGGAAAUUAAAGGCAAUGCAUACCAGCUCUUUUAGUCACAUUUAAUGACAAGUUGCUUUCACAAAAAAAAAAGAUAUUUAAUACAAAUCAGCCUCAGCGCAGUGCAGAAUUCGGACACAGCCCUUUGGCAGAGGUUUUAAGACUUGCUGUGUGAUUUAGGGGUUGUCAGUCAGGUUAUACAUGUGCUUUAUCUUAUCCUCUGAUCUGGUCAUUGUUGUCUUGAUCAAGCAUGACUGGUCUUGUCUUUCUUUGUAGUCAAUAUUGUGCACUGCUAUCACAUCAAAGCAGAGAAAUUCCCCUAAUAUGGGACGAUUUUGCUGAAAACUGUCACUGAAACAUACUUUUAGCUGACUUGUCUGAGCGGUUUGCACUGAUUUUACUGAUCUGAGUAAUUUGAUUCCUAGCUAUCUGCAUAUUUCAAUCUGAACAUACAGCUUUGACUCAAGCUCAAAAUCAAAAGAUAAUUCAUAGUCAACAGGGAUGGGUCUGGGGAAUGGCAGGAGAUGGCUUCAACUGUGAUUGGCUAUCCAGAACUUACAUUAAAAUCAAAUGCGUAGCUUUCUUAUGGCACAUUGCCUUUCGUUAGCAGACCACUUAACAGUGUGACAUAAGGCAUACACUUCAUUUGAUCCUUAAAAAACUGAGCCAAGACAAUCAAAAUGCUGUCCUCUGUUGUACUCUUAAUGUAAAGAAAACAUAGGAAUAUAACAUUGUUUGGAUUUCAUUGUGUUAUUCCUUCACUCAUGUACCCUGUGUCACAUCUGCAAAGGUCAGUGCAGCUGUUUGGCCUCCGUAAAGUCUGCCCCUGCCUCUCCAAGUCAAAUAGAAAUACAAAACACACAGACACAAGCGUCUCUCUUACCAUCCUGCCAUGACAUUGUAUUGUUUGCCUUUAAUGAUAAGCCACCAGUGACUGUGGGUACACAGUAUUCAAUCAGUUUCAUUAUGGGUUUACAUUAAAGACCCACAACUCAAAACGAGGAUUAAUUUGUUUCUAUUGCUUUGAUUUUGCCCUUCAUUAUGUUAUUUUAUUUUCUUCACAUUUUCCCUCACCUGUCCGAGAGCUCUGCAUGAGUGUCAUCCUAAACAGCGGAGGACCUCUUUAAAGAAGUUGAACUUUAACCUACAAAAUUUAUAAAACCUCAGAUUGUUAAUCUUUAUCCGCUUAAGCAGGUGUAACAAAGUCCUUUAAACAAACGACAAAAGGUCAGUGAGGCUGUUUUGCAAACACCCCUCACUCAUCUCCUUUUGCUGUUAAAUUCAGUGGAGGGCAAGAAUGCAAAUAAUUAUUUCUGGCAUUAUUACUAUUAUUUGUGUUAUAUUUAGAUUAUUUCUAUGGAUGGUCCAGUUAUGAAAAAUUAUAAUGCAUCAUUCUGUAUCCUUGCAAACAAAUGUGUACACACUUCCUGGUGUGGUUGCAGGUGUUCUGCACAUUGAUUCAUGCGGUUGGUUUGACUGUUUGCGUCCUUUGCUGACAUUGAACGCCCCGAGCCAGACAGACCGAUGAGCAGGCCAGCUAUUGUUGUGACUGUGAUUUCUAAAAGUGUAUUUUUCUUCUGCUUUUGAUAUGAGAAAAAAAAAGCACCUGUAAUCUCUCCUCUCAGUGUUUUUAAGCAGCUCUGGCUUCUCAGUCUCACAGUCAUGUAUCUGCUGUAUGUUUCAAAGCGCUCCUCUGAGCAGCCUGUCAGCUCUGUGUGUUGUACAAUAAAAGCAGUUUAUCUCAACUGUCUGUCUUCAAGCUUUGCUUCCUCAGAUCUUCACAGCUAUGAUAACAACCUGCUAAAAUCUG